Xyrichtys novacula (pearly razorfish) is the source of this 54276-nucleotide messenger RNA. The record is from the annotation of a GenBank genome assembly. NCBI's taxonomy places the organism in Eukaryota, Metazoa, Chordata, Actinopteri, Labriformes, Labridae.
ACUUCACACUGUAACUGUAGUUCUUCCUGGUUGAUGUGGACACAAGGAAGAGCAGCGGGGUGAGGUCUGUUGUUGUGUCUGGGUAAAUAAUGUGGAAAAACGGUAAAACUUUAAGUGGAAGAACGAUGGAAUUUAUCGAGCAGUUAAUGUUUUAGAAGUGUUUUUUUUUAUUCCGGGAGUUUUGAUAUUAUUCCGUUCUUCUUCUGUGGUUCCGGUUUAUUCAUACCUCCGGUGCUGCGGUGCAUCUCCCAUUAGCCCACGGUGGACUGUUAGCUGCUAACGCUAUGUCUGAUAGGAACUCUGUGGAUAUUCAUGAACCCUGAUAGACCCCUAAUAGUCCCUGAAGAAGACAUGGCGUCCUCCAAAGCGAAGGUGGGCGUCCACAGUGAGACAAACUGUGUGAAGGACGGGAAAAGCAGCUGCAGCAGCGCCUCCGGAGACACCGCAGCAAACAGCCGAGUAUACAGUCUGGAUGAGCUGGAGACCAUGGCCACUGUGGGUGAGUCUGGAAUAAGGUCUCAGAGUGAUAGAUCUACCUGUGCCAGGUGCUUUGAAUAAACAGUGGAUGUAAAAAGUCUACACACCCCUGUUCAACUGCCAGGUUUUCUUGAUGUAAGAAAAUGACAGCAAGAUAAUUAUUUUCACAACUUUUUCCACCUUUAAUGUGACCUAUAACUUGUACAAUGCAAUUGAAAAACAAACGGAAACCUUUAAGAGGAAAAAUAUAAAAUAGAAAAGUUAAAAUGACCUGGUUGCAUAAAUAUGCACACCCUUAAACUAAUACUUUGUUGCAGCAAAUUUGGUUUCUUAUUCUGGUGAAGCCGUUCUUUUGUUGAUUUAGAUGUGUGCUUUGGGUCAUUGUCGUGCUGAAAGAUGAAGUUCCUCUUCAUCUUCAGCUUUCUAGCAGAAGGCCGAAGGUUUUGUGUCAACACUGACUGGUAUUUAAAACUGUUCAUAAUUCCCUCCACCCUGACUAAGGCACCAGUUCCAGCUGAAGAAAAACAGCCCCAAAGCAUGAUGCUGCCACCACCAUGCUUCACUGUAGGUAUGGUUUUCUUUUGGUGAAGAGCAGUGUUGGUUUUGCGCCAAAUAUACCUUUUGCAAUGAUGCCCGAAAAGUUCAACAUUGGUUUCAUCAGACCAUAACACAUUUUCCCACAUGCGUUUGGGAGAUUUCAGAUGUCUUUUUGCAAAAUUAAGCCGGGCUUUGAUGUUUUCCUUUGGUAGCCUCUCUGACCAGUUUUCUGCUUGUCUUAUCAUCAAUUUUGGACGGACGUCCUGUUCUUGGUAAUGUCACCGUUGUGCCAUAUUUUCUCCACUUGAUGAUGACGGUCUUUACUGUGUUCCAUGGUAUAUUUAAUUCCUUGGAAAUUCUUUUGUAGCCCUCACCUGACUGAUAUCUUUGAAUAAUGAGAUCCCUCUGAUGCUUUGGAAGCUCUCUGUGGACCAUGGCUUGUGCUGGAAGAUGUGGCUACAAAAAUGUCAGGAAAAGCUACUAGAACAGCUGAACUUAAUUUGGGGUUAAUCAGAGGCACUUUAAUUGGUGACAGGUGUGUGCUGACUCCAAUUUAACCUGAGUUUGAAUGUUAUUGGUUAAAUCUGAACACAGACACAUCCCCAGUUAUUAAAGGGUGUGCACACUUAUGCAACCACAUCAUCUCAGUUUAUUUUUACUUCACCUCCCUGAAAGAUUUCUGUUUGUUUUUCAAUUGUGUUGUACAGGUUAUAGGUCACAUUAAAGGUGGAAGAAGUUGUUAAUUUAUUUAUCUUAAGUUAAUUUUUUUACAUGACAAAAACCUGGCAGUUGAACAGGGGUGUCUAGACUUUUUAUAUCUACUGUAGAUGACAGCUCAGCCAGAGCUCCAGCACAUAUUUAGGUUAAUGAUACAGAAAUAUGUGGCACUGUGCGAGUCAUUAUCUGAUAGGUCAGAUAAUCAUUUUAAAAGAUGACUAGCUGCACCAGUCCUUCACUAUUUCUUAGAUCCCCUGGGUUCAUAACUAAAAUAUCAGGGGCAUGAAGGAUUUAAAGUCACUGUUUCUUAUUUCAUUCCAAACAGGAUUUUAUCUUAAUCUCAGCUGUUUAAGGUUUCUAACUAAACUUUAACCUUUCACAUCAUAAACCUUUUUCCUUAUAUUUGACUGGAAAGUGUUCAUGGCAGUUUCCACAUGUCACUUUAGGAGUAAUUACAUCCAUUAUAUCCAUUAUUUGUUUCCUUCAGGUUGAUAAGAUAAACCUAAAACAUGACAGAACAUUUAAUCUACGUCACAUUACAAACAUCAUGUUCAGACAUAUUGAUAAUAACCCAACAUGCAGUUGAUACUGAGAUAAAUGUGGGCUGUCAUAUCAUACAGUUAGGUUUGUAUAAGGAUAUCAGAGUAUUAUCAAUAUUGACCCAGUUCCAGCUGACCUACUUUAACCUUAAUCAUAUCGUACAUUAUGUUUGUGUACACACUGCAGCUCCAUGAAGGUUACUCCAACACAGUUAGUUCAUUCACCUUUAUUUGAAGUGUGGAAACAAGGGAAUCCUGAUCCAUAUUCUAUUCUAUGAAAUUUAAAGGGAUUUUUCAUAUUUCUGAAGAGAGUUUAAGCCACAAUAGAUGUUGGUUAGCUCCGCCCCUUUAAAGAGAAACUUCUGGGAGAACCUGCACACAAGCUUGACUACAGUUUUAUGACUGUAGUGUCAGUGAGUGUAGAGUAGGGCCCGACUGAUAUGGAUUUUUGGGGCCGAUGCCGAUACCGAUUAUUAGUGGGGAAAAAUCUGAUUACGGAAUAAUCAGCCGAUUUAAAUUUUUUUUUAUAAAGUUAUAAAAAAAUGUAAAUAUACUAUAUACUGUAGAUUUACUGUAGGCUACUGCUCUUCACGCUGACAGGAAGACCGACUGAUCAAACUCGGACCAGAAAAAACGUUUUCAACUACAACCCCCCGUGCCGAUCGGUGCCUCCAUGUCUUAACUCAUGUUACACAUUUCCAAUCCUGUCUCUUUUGGAGACAUACAGCCGCCUCAGUAAGAGAAGUAGCUCGAUCACUAAAGUGUACUGUUGUUUAUUCUACCGUUACUGGCACGGCUAACAGUGUAGCAAGGCUAAUAACAGGUGGCUAACUCUAACUUUAGCUUGCAUAUUACAUGGUGCUUCUCCGUUACUCGGCGUGACCGAGACCAGCACAGCGGGGAACAUGGUGAAGUGGAUUGAACUGAAACUAGUUGACUUAUUGUGUAUUUCAUAAACUGGUUUAUUUACCGUUGAGGUGGACCACUCUCCUCUGUGCGUCCCUGAGCUGCCUGCUUCAGAUCCGUCACUCUGCUGUGCUGUGAGGUAGUUAGUGGAUGAAGAUUGUCAUGAGGUCACUGCGCCAUCUACAGGAUAAGUCGGGGAACUUUUCAAAUGGCGGAACAUUUUUGAAGUGAAACCGAAUCUUAUUCUCCACAUUUUAUCUCUGAAAAUAUAGGCAGAAAUCGGCGAGUUUUGGCCAAUUAGUCUCAAACGGGCUAAAAUUGGCUGAUUUAAUCAGCUUGCCGAUAAAUCGGUCGGGCGCUAGUGUAGAUUUUGUUCUUUCAGAGGAGUUGUUGAAGUCUCACUCAUGACAGACAGGGCUUUUCACUACACACCUGAAGCGCCAGGUAACCAGCAGGUAACCUUGGAUCUCUCCUGCUCUCCCCUCCACUGUAUCCCUCCAUAAAUGGUGUGUUGUCUGUGCGGUCAGAAACAUUCACAUUGUUCAGUUUGGUUGUAUUUUUGUUGUCUUGAAGACCAAAAUAGCAGAUUGGCAUGACUGUGUUCCAUCCUCAAAAUGGUGCAAAAACAAACAGACUUUCUGCUGCAAAGUAAAAGUCAAAUUUUAUACACUUAAACCGAGAUGAGUGUUUGGGUUAGAGUCUCUGAAAAUUCAAUAAUUCAUGUGUUAGAGUCGCUUCUGUCUGCAAAAAAAAACAAAAAAAAAACAGUAUCCCAGCUUGUCUUCAGUUUCUCACUGCAGUUUCUAAUUAAAGGAUCUGAGUUGACUGACAUCUAUUAUUGCUGAUACGCUCAUAUGUGACAUGCAACUAAUAUAAGUUCACUAAAAAAUACUGAAAUAUCCCUUUAAUAACAAACUGCUACAUUUGGAAAAAAAGGAAAAGCAUGAGCUGCACUUAAGUCAGUCUUUUAUUUCACUGUUUAGAGGUUUCGAAGCAUUUGUUUGAAGUAUUAGUGCGCAACCCAAAUGUUUACAACAUCAAAGAGAGCAUUUCCAAGUAUUUCAGGUCAAGCUGAGCAGUGAAUGUUUGUGCAUACUGUGGGAGUGGUUCAAGUUUGGACGGUUCAAGCCUUAAAUUUAGAGUCCCACCUUCACAGGAUUUCAGCCACAUAAUAACCCGUCCAGCUCGGUUUGUAUAUUUGAUCUUUUCGUCCUGACGAUGAGUGUUUGAGCCUGCAGCAGUGACUCAGACUCAGCAGAGUCAGAGGUGUGUUCACAGGUGGUUAGAGAGGCAGAUUCAUCGACCCAGACAGGUAAGGGUGAGCCCGUGCUCAAACAGCGACCUGCCUACAGGGAGGGGAGAACAGUUUGACUUGUUCAGAAGUUUGAGUCACACAUUCAUCAUCGAGUUGCACAAGAAAGUACUCAGGAAGGGACUUUUAUCACUCCUUGUAAAGGAAGUAAGAGUCAUCAGCCCCCAGAGAAAGAGAUUAAAAAACAUUAACCUUUUAAAACUGACCUUUUAAUCGAAAAACAUCUAAAAAUUCAGGCAAGGCUCAUGUUUAACUAGAUUAAACAUAAUUUUCUAAACACAUAGGUCACUUGGAGUGUUGACAAACUCUAAUUGACGAAAAUAAGGACAGACUGAUACACACCCUUGUGUGUGUGCAAGCAAAGCCACGCCAACUUUAGAGCAGACAAUCUGAGACACUGAGUAGAAACUUACUCUGCAUCUGAUCUGAACCAGCAGAUGAUCAAAAAUGCAGAUAGCAGCCAUAGCUACACAUGUAUCUGCACUGAAUCGCUUCAACAACACAUCUGAAACAGCUUUGGACAACAGGUAGCUGUAUUUUGUGUCUGCAAGUGUAAAACACAGCCAAAAGAAAAAGAUAAAAGCUCUUUACAUGACACAGAAUAUAACAGUCUCUGAACUGUUGCAUAAAAAGCUGCUUUUUUAUUAUCAUAGGUGCAAGCAGACAGAUUUUAAAAGACGAACAAUUCACAAAAAAACGUACUGACCAAUCUAAAGUUUAUCCUGUAGACUUAUUUACAGAAUUUUUUUUUCCAUCAGUUUGGGUUUAUCACACCUGCUUUUGUCUUUUCUCCUUCGUAUUUUGAAUUUUUAUUUUAUUAUUAUUAAUAUAAUUAUUUGUUCAUUUAUUUAUUUAUGCAUUCAUUCAUUUAUUUACUUACUUAUAUUUAUUUUUAUUUUUGUAUUAUUGAAUUUCCCUUCCGAGAUAAAGGAAGUUCUUCUUAUCGUAUCUUAUUUUCAACAAUGCUGUUAUUUCAACUUGCUAAAAAUCUUGCAGAUAACUGGUUGACACACGUUAUCAGGUAAAUUCAAAUCAGAAUGUACCAACUAGGGCCGGACGGAUUUAUUGGUGAGCCUAUUAAAUCGGCCAGUUUUAGCCCGUUUGAGACUAAUCUGUAAUCGGCCAGAACUUGCCGAUUUUUGCCGAUUUUUUCAGAAAUGAAAUGCGGAGAAUAAGAUUUAGUUUCACUUCGAAAAUGUCCCACCAUUUGAAAAGUUCCCCGACUUAUCCUGUAGAUGGCGCAGCGACCUCAUGACAAUGCUUUUCUGGUCCGAGUUUGAACAGUCGUUCUUCCUGUCACAGUGAAGAGCAGUAGCCUACAGUAUAUCUACACUAUAUAGUAUACUGUAGAUAUCUACAGUAUAUAUAUAUUUUUAUAACUUUUAUAACGUAUCGGCAUUGGCUCAAAAAAAACAUAUCGGUCGGGCCUUAGUACCAACAAGCCUUUUCUCCAUUAUUUUGAGAAGAAAACAAACAGAUUUAGUAGAGGAUUAAGCAAAUUUAAGCAAUAGGCAUAAAUAAGUCUCAAAAUUUAGAAUAAAGCCUGUGUAAGCAGGUCAAAUCUACAAAGUUCUGCAUGGCGUCAUUUUUAAGAUAACAAUUGAGAAAGAUGAUCUUUAUGGGUCCGUCUUUUUUUUGCACUACUUGCACCACUUUUAGUUAGGGUUGAAAAACAUUCAAAACUCUUUUUUUUUUCAUUACAACCAUGGGCUGCAGCCUUUUAAUUAGUUUGAACAUCAGCACGUCUGAAACUUAACACAAAACUUGCAUUCAAAACAACAACAAAGCUAAAAUAUCGAGACUACAAUCUUUCAAAGUCAAAAGCUUCAACCCUAAAACAACAACUUUAAGUCUCACAGAUUCUAACAGGAGAGAUUCCUCCUUUUUGUUUCUUUAAAACUCCACCCUCCUCAUAGUCUUGGCAGACAAAUAUGUGAAUGAGUAAAACUGUUAUUAAGAGUCUUUUGUACUUUUGGACUUUAAUCAGCUUCUCCUGUAAAGCAGCCAGAUUUUAGAAAAUCACGUGAGAACCAGUUUUGCCACAUGAUGUACACAGAUAUCUGCUACAGUAUGUGUUGGUUCAGCUGAGCUAAUAUUGACUAAAAGGCUUUAGAGAGAUUAAUAUAUGCAAUCAAAUAAAUCACAAAACUAACGUUUAAAAUCCACCAUGGAUUAUAGAAAUCAGAAGAAAAGUAAAAGUAGAAGAAGAGCUGCGUGGAAAAGGGAAGAAGAAAAGAAACAGCUGAAACAAUUUUUCAUCUUCAUCGUAAAAAAUCUGAAAGAAUAUGAGACAAAGCAGGUUUUCACACUGGUUUUAAGCAUAUUAUCAGAGACAAAUUACACAUAGCUGCUUAUUAAAUCAUGUCUUUGUCAUUAUUGCAACAUAAAAUACACAACAAUGCAACUUGAGAUGGCUCUAUUUGAAGGGAGCGUGCAGAACAGCAGAUAAAGAGAUGAAUUUUAAGUUUACAACAUCAAUAUUUAUUGCAUCCGAACCAAAAAAAAUACCCCUUUUCAACUGUACACCUCUCUCUUAAUGUGCCAGCCUAAUUUUAGCUGGUUACAUGGUCAGAAAAGCUGCGAUUGGUCAGCAAAAAUGAGGGUUACCAGGGGUUAAAGAAAGGUCAAAGAGAUUAAAGAUAUAAGCCGGUUUCAGUUCACACAGGUCAGAGCGUUUUGAUAAACAAUCAUGUAUUUGCUUUUUUUUUCUGCUUCCAGUUCUGUUCUCCUUUUACUAGUUUAGUUACAAAAAAGCUUCUUUUGUCCCUUUAAUGGAUUCCAAAAGCUUAUUUUGGAAGGAGCAAACUCGCACCUGCGGAAAUAUAUGGAAAGAAAGAACGACAGGUGCAGGUUAUUUUGAGUUUUGGUGCUCGGAUUAGAUUUAGGAGAUCUAGUGCAAUGAAAUGAGCCAAGUAUAGAAUAAAAAACAUGGGACUAUUUUUACAGCUGCACUCUAACUGUCAAGACACCUCUGUGUGAUCAAAUAGAAAUAAAAGAUCUAGAUUUAGAAAUGACAUUACAGAAAAUGUAAUUUCUUAAUCUUGUGUAUAGAUUAGGGCUGGGCGAUAAACCGAAAAUUUACCGAUACUGAAAUUUAAGAUAAUAGCCAAUGUCAUUUUGCCCAUAUCAAUAUAUUCGGUGUCAACAAAAUAAAUAAAUAAGUCGGUUUGGAUGUGUGUAGGUAGGCUGAGGUCUCAUGUCCCUUCAAGACGCUGUCCUACGUCAGGGAUAUCACUGUACCCCAUCCAGUCCGUAACACAGAAGGAGGACGGUUCUAAAGUUGAAGCGGCUGAAGUAGACGAAGUUAAUGUGGGAGGGGGUGAGCAGCUUGUGGAGAAGUUAUCGUCCAUUUAUCGUUAUCAAGGUGAACUGUUCAAUACAUCCUGUAGGCAUGUGUAGAUAUGAAAAAUUUGAUAUCACGAUAUUGGUGGCCCAAAAUAUCACGAUUCACGAUAUUAUCACGAUAUUAUCACGAUAUUAGCGCAUCGCUUUUAACAUUAUCAAAAAUGGCAAAAAACUGCGAAAUCACUUCUCUGAGCACAGCAUGACACACGCACAAACAUGAGCAAGAGACAGCUAACGUGACGUUGGGAGCAUUAGCUUUUUGGAGCUAAAGUUAGCAGAAACAUCACUAACGUUGUCAAUAAUAAGCAGAAGACUAGACCAAACUUGUUGCGGUCAUGUUGUUUUUACCUUGAUUUGGGCGAACGAUGUUCAUGGAGGUGGGCACGUAGGUUUGAAGUGUUAGACAACGGCGCUACAACUUCAUUAUGGCAUAACCUGCAGAUUGGUGUCAGGUUUAUCUGCUCCGUCUGUUUUGUGAAGCCGUAAACAGCCAUACUGCUGACGAAACCUUUUUAAAAGGAGGAUACAGCCGAGGCGUUUCGUCAUUCUCAGUCUCCGACUGUUCUUGGUCCGGCUGCAUCGUUACGUUGGUUGGAAGUUUGAACGUGUGCGUCAACUUUUUUUUAUCUUCUUCAGACUGUUUCUGGUUCACAGAGUGGACACGCUCCAAAAUGUUUUGGGUGGCCGCAAUGCAUUGUGGGUGGCCACGCAUUUUGUUGUAAAAUUUCUUUAUUUUCUCUUUUAAUGUUCCUGUUUUUGUUAGGCUGGCAUUAAUGUACUUAAUUCUAGAGUUUGUUUUGGAUUUGGGACUACUUUUGUGGUGGUUUGUUUGUACAUUUUGCCACUGAGGCUUAAGUACUCCGCUUCGCUUGCCUCCGCUGAGUGACACUGCCACUCAUCUUUAAAUAAUAAUUGUGGAACGAUCAUUACAGUACCCUACGAUUUCAUCAUCACAGCCAUUUAAUAUCGCGAUUAAAUCGUAUUUCAGCACAUCCCUAAUAUCGCGAUAUUGAUUUGAGGCCAUAUCGCCCAGCCCUAGUAUAGCUGUAAUUUGAAGCUGUGCAGUAAUGUGCAAGAUGACUGCCAGCACAGAUAUCUUACAGUAUGAAUUUUAACUGAUAUAAAACCUAAAGGUAAAAUAAAAAAAAUGAAAAAACAGAAUUUCUUUGCAAGAAAAAGAUCGAUUUUUUUGAGCUUAGUGUCUGUGCAUACACAGUUUUCCUCUCUCGUCAUGUCUUUAUCAGUUCGAAGAGAAACAGCCUCCUGAUCACAUUAGUCCAGAUGUUGAUGGAGCUGAUAUCUGCAGAGUGAUGAAGCUGCAGCCCUCAAACCUUUCUCAUUAAUAGAGUCAGGCUUUACGGGCAGAUUUCACAUGCAUUGUGUUUUACAGCUCUGUAAAACGCAUUAAUCUACAUGCGGAUGACGAGGUUCGAGCGUAAAGCUGGUCGGCGAGGUGUGCCGCUGGAAGAAAGCUUGGAGCAUAAAAAUCCAAUUUGCCAAGAGUUUAGUCCGAUGGGAGGGAUUUAGUGCAGAAAACAAAUCAGCUAAAGCUCUUUAUCUGCCUGCUGUUGUUUAAUUGUCAUUGAAAUCUGGAGGGAACUCUCCUCCACCAUUAGAUUUAUUCGUCCUGACCCACAGAGCAUCACUGGAAGGCUUUGGUCUUGUCAGAGUGGAUAAAUCCAGCAGCAGCAGCCUCUCCAGCAUCAUAUUUAGGGGUUUGUUGACUGUCUCAUUAAAGUUGCAUCCCUCAAGAACAGCUGAAGUCUCCGACUGGCGUGCAGUUCGUUGUUUCCCCUCGUCCCAGAAACAGAGCAGGUGGAAAAGGAGUCAGACUGACCCAGUUUUCAGACGGGGGUAAAUAUCCGUUACAGAGCAUCACUCUCAGAAAAUCAACCGGCCAUGUCUGGGCUCAGUCUCAUUGUCACGUCCCGGUUUCUGAUGACGAAUGCGGCUCAGGAAGUACAGAAGAAUAACACUCCGAUUAUUCAUACCUGCAAUAAAAGUGUGUCUUUUUGAAAUCCACUCAAUGCAGUCUUUGUGCUGCUGAGGGCCAGUUUGAAAAGGUGAAAUGCUACACCUGCUUGGUGCAUUGUUGUGAGAAGGAUCAGCAGGGUGAGACAGAGAUACCUGAGCUUCUUCUAUCCCAUAGUCGCAGAAUAAAAGCUGGGUCUUUUCUUGUCUGCAGGACCCCAAACCCAGGAUGUAUUAUGAAUUUGAGGGGGUGUGAGUUGUUCGGAGGAAUAGAUCAUGCCACCAUUUAACUUUGGUAAAUAGAAGACUAGGGCUAUAAAGUCCUAGUCGACUGUUAGACUUAUUGGUCAAUACAUGCUAAGAUGACCAAAAUUCUGAUUUGUUGACUCGAUUUUUUUUCCGAGUCAAUUUACAAUCUAUGGUUAAUUUCAUCAGAAGGAACAUACCAAGUGCCUAUGGGGCUGAUUUCAGAGCACCCCUGUUCCACAGGUAACAGCCUGUCUCAGAACAACCCCCUUGUUUUCACCAUUUUGGAUUCGCCCAACCCACUGGAGACUGGCUGGAGACAGGAAGUGUGUCCACAUUUAUCAAUGCCUGGUGGUUUGUUGAAUAUGUAUUUUUGUUUCAACUUGCCUUAUGUGUUGAAUUGCCUUCUUGUGCUGAUAUCAGUAUAUUUUUACCCUGCUGAGCCAUGCUCUGCCAUGCUCUGUUGAGAGCCCCCGAUUAAUCGAUUUUUGGUCGAAAAUUUCAGGGUUUUAGUCGACCGUGAAUUUCUUUGGUUGAUCACAGCUCUAUACAAGUCCUCCAAACAGGUUAACUGCUAAACAGAAAACCAUCAAACCUGUUAAACAAACCUCUGUGCCAACUAAUUUAAAAUUCCUAAGAAUAAGAAGAACUUUUUUGAUCCCUGAAGGGAAAUUCAACUGUCUGUCAUCUCAUUUGUCAUGUCUCUAAAAGUCAUCUACUAAUAACGGAAGAGUUAUAAAGCCUGAUGGCUGUUGGUAUAAAAGAUCUUAUAAAUCUUUCUGUCGUGCAGCGAAGAGAGAGGAGCAGUCCACCACCAUUCGCCUUUUGGUCCAUCAAGGUGUUGUCCAUUUUCUUCAGAAUAGUCUCCACCUUCUUCAGUGUAGAUCUCUCCACCACAUCCUCCACUGAGUCCAGCUUGAGUCCUACCACAGAGCCAGCCUUUUUCACAAGUUUGUUCAGACGUCUUGCAUCUUUGUGUUUGAUACUUCAUCCCCAGCGGACUACAACAUAGAACAGAACACUAUAGACACCACAGACUGAUAAAACAUCUGCAGCAUCUUACUACAGAUGUCUAUUGAUCAGAGUCUUCUUUCUGUAGAUGAAGUCGAUAUUCUUAGACCAGUCCAACUUAUUAUCCAGAUGAUGAUGAUCUAAAUCAGUGGUUCUCAAGUCCAGUCCUCGAGGCCCUCUGUCCUUCAUGUUUUGGAUGUUUCCCUGCUCCAACACACCUGAUUCAAAUGAUUAGCUCGUUAUCAAGCUCUGUAAAGGCUUACUAACGAGCUGAUCAUUUGAAUCAGGUGUGGGCCUCGAGGACUGGACUUGAGAACCACUGAUCUAGAUGGUGGCUGCCACUCCUGGUCCAAAUAGAAAUUAAGAGAUAAGACCAGUUUAAUUUGUCAAUGUUUGAACCUGCAGAAAUUAAUGGAAGUUAGUUGUGACACUAUUAUGUCCGAGCUUGGGAAAAAACUGUGUUAGCGAUGUUGAUGGUGUGUUCUCUGCACCAAUCAUCAGUCACCUGAGCUUGAUCAAUGCAUCCCUGACAUAGUCACGGCCUUUGUCACUUUUUCUGCCUUAAUCUCACAUAAACAUUUGAUUAACCUCCUAAAAUGCCAACUGGUCAACAAAGUUGUACAAAGCCGCCUGUAAGUAUCCUCCAAUAACAUGCAUAACGCAUUAUUAGAUGUAUUACUGAUGCACUCAUGAUGCAGUCAAACACAUAUGCGAGGCUGCACAGCGAGUAUAUCCCCUUGUUUGAAAAAGUGAAAAGCUAAGCCCUCUGUCUUGUCUGCAGGCCGUAAUAUCCGAGUCUUUUACUUGUUUACAGUCACCCAAAAAACUGAGCCCUUUUCCUUGUCUGCUGCCUCAGAAUCUCAGCCCUUUUUCUUGUCUGCAGGGCUGGAACAUUAAGCUUUUUUUCUCUUUAGUCAAUCUCAUCUUGGUCGCUUCAACAGUCCAACAUAACUUCUGUCCACUGUCAUUUCUUCCAUCAGAAAAUCUAAAUUUCAUUACUUCAAAAAGCAUCGGCCCAGUUACUUAGCAAGCCUCCUUUCAGUAGAAAUAAAACAUAAUAAAAAUGUUAAAUGUAUUUCUAAAAAAAAACACCAAAAACCAAAAAAACAGGCUGGAGUAAAGAUGACACAAAAGGCACAACACGGUUUACAAAGACAAACAGAAAUCCAAAAGUGAAAGUAAAAUUUCCCAUAGAGCCCUGCGGGAACACAGUUUAUUGUGUUCAAACAUGCUAAUACAUAAUUACCAUACAGCCAGAGCCAAACUGACGCUCCUUCCAGAAACAGGAGCCAGUGAAAUGUUUUGGCAUCAAUCAUCCACAUCAUAAAACCAGUGACAGCUGGUGAAAUAAAUACAUAAAGUAGGACAACAAAGUGGGUCAUUUGAUUAUACCUGCAGAGAGAUGGUAUGUGUAUACCAGGGAGGAAGUAAAAAGUCUGCACCUGGAGGUGGUGCAACCUAAAAACAUCAUGCCUCUUUGUGGUUUUGACUGAAUGUUUAAUCAUCUAUAUCUUUAUUUUUAUGUGUGGUUGCUGUUCCCUACAUAAAGUAGUUUAGGCAAUAAAGGACGACUAGCAAACCACCUACUGUGCUGUUUCAUGUUUGGUUUUCAUUUAGUGACUUUCUCAAUGACGUAUUUUAAAAUAUACUGAGUUUGAAUUCUUUCCUACCUGUGAUCAGUAUAGUGCUGCGUAAUCCCGUUAUUGUCUGAACCUGGUUUUAGCAGAGUGGUUGCAGUAACAAACUGUGGAUGCACGGUGGUGGUCCUGUAUGUUUGUGUGACACCUUGUCCCUGCAGAAACAUGCAGAAAGCAGAGGAAGAGCUGCAGCUACAGAAACUCAGUGUAGUUAUUUUUAAUGAUGAAUUCAUUUUACCCAUUAGACCUCAGAAGUUCACUCCUCAGACAGAGAAAUUACUCGAAUUUGAUGCUUGGAGGCGGUUAAUUCAGACCAUGCAUUCUUCUUUUUUUUAGCUUUUAAAGACUAAUAUUUUCAAUUAAAAUGAUUUUAAAAAUAAAUCUGAGCAAGCCUAAAGGUCCUUGCGCACCGGGAAUGAUGCAAUAUACGACACGAAAUUACGAAAUAUUUGGAGGCACCUGACUAUACACAUCAAGCGCAAUGCGAUUUUGCGACUUUCUGGAAGUAAAAGAGUGAGAUGGCUGUCUGUCAUGAUAGCAUGUACUGAGUCGGGGCCAGUACCAGAUAAGCACAUUAAACUAUAAUCCAUAAACGUAAGGUAACAACCGAGACCUCAUGGUGCUGUGACAGCAACGCCAUUGAGUUUGAGACAGUGAAAAUACAUAUAGUAUGUUGUAUCUGAACAGGUUAGCUUACAAGCUAAAGUUACUUAGCACAGAUGAAAGUUAAAACAAAGACGUUUAGCAAACUGUUAAAGCACACAAACCAUCGCCAUAUGAGAGAUCCGACGCUGAAAUAAUCGCACAAUAAAAACAGUCCUGGUGUGAAAGGACCUUCAAAGACAAGACCUGAAAUUAUUUCACAAGUACAAGUUAACACCCUUAACACUAGGGGGUCAUCUGGCACUGAUUAUUGAUAGAUUAUGCAAAUGAUAACCAACACUAAAAGCUGAUAUGAAUUUACAGUAAAACAGGGUUUCUGCUGGGUCUUAAAGAGUCUUAAAACAUCUCAAAUCCAAUAUUUUGAAUUUAGGGCUUUUAAAUGUCUGAAAUUCCUUUAAACCUUAUGAAAUGUCUUAAAUACAAAUUUGAAAGCUCUGAAAGUGUAUUGAUGGUACUUACAAAUAAAGAUUGAUUUGAAAUCAGUUUCAAAUGUCUUUUGUACUUUUUUGCCAGUAUGGAUAUAAAAUGGAUCUUAAAUUGUAUUCAUUAUGGUCUUAAAAAAAAGUCUUAAAUUUGACUUGUGGAAACCUGCAGAAACUCUGGUAAAAGUGAAAAUCUUUUGUCAAGUUCAGAACUUGUAUCUGUAAUAAAAAAAAAAAAAACAGACAAAAAAAACAAAACAAAAAGUGAACUACUAAUUGAGAAGGAUAAAUAUGUUCAAUAGUUUUGCCUUUGAAAACGGUCUUUCAUGAAUUCACUAGCAGUGCAAGCUCAGAUUUUUAACUAUUGUAAUUGUAGCAGUAGUUAUUAUUGGGAAAUUAGUCACCUAAAGAGAAAGACAGGUCUCACUUUAAAUUAAUGUAUUUUACUGGUAACUCGUUGAAUAAAAUACAAACAAUACAAGAAGAUACUUUACUCUUAUAUCUACCUAACUCAAUAACUCAAGAGAACAGUAUGGCUAUGCAAAUUUUGGUCUGCUGAUUUAAAAAGUGUAGAGUUCUGUAGAAACUCUGGAUUUAAACCAACAUCUUAAAGAACUUCUGUAGUAAAAAACUUGGAGCCAGACUCUGGCCGUCAGCAGUAAGAAGUAUGGACACGUUUGGUUUGUGCAAAAAACAGCUGAGCACUUAAAAGUUUAGUCUGCUUAUUAAUUUCCGAACCCAAACUGACAUAAAGAUACAAAAUUUAUCACCAGAAAUGUAAAAUUUACUGCCAAGAAUUACAUUUAUGAAGAAAAAGUGCAACAAAUCUUCACAAAAAGGAAUCAAAUGAUGCACACAGUCUGAAAAAUGAUCACUGCAGUGAAUAAAUUAGUUGCUCGAUGUUUUUUUUUUUCUUCUAAGUAUUAAAUUUCAGCCCAACAGAUGAGAGUUAAAGAGAGUCAUUGUUAAUAAAAUCCAAAAUCGAAAAGCUGCUUGUGUUCGCAGAACUUCCUCAUUCUGUUCACACUCGGCGCUCGCCAAGGACAAGCAGGGACUCGUGUUUGGCAGGAGGUAUAUCAGAGAGAGAAACAGUCUGAGUGAUGAAUGUGGAUCUGAGAUUUAAUCAUCAGUUAUAUAAUGUUUUAAGUGUUGGUCAGAGAAUUCAAGACUAACUUCGUCAAGUUUUGGUGACCAAUAAUGAAAAUUGUUUGUCAUGCAUCUGAUGUUUCCCGUCACAUUUUUAAUCUCCCCCCUCCUGCAGGCACGGGGACGUUUGGUCGGGUCUUCCUGGUGAAGGACAAGAAGAGCAGAAACUUUUUCGCCCUGAAGCAGAUGAAGAUCCCUGAUGUGAUCCGACUGAAGCAGGAGCAGCACGUCCACAACGAGAAGGAGGUGCUGACGGAGGUCAAUCACCCUUUCCUCAUACGACUGUGAGUCUCCCUUUUAAAGUCUCUUUGUCAUUUCAGGGUCCCUGAACCUUCACGCACUUCUUCCAGGUGGUUUUUGUUAGUAGUUUCUGCAGAAGCGUAAAUUCACCUUGCCUGCCAACCUUUCUGCCUUUAAUCUGAUUGAAUAUUCACCUUUUUGUCACCGUCUCACAAGAUCUCACAAAAUGAAAUAAAUCCCAGUUUAAUUCUGUGAGGAAUCUCCAUAAUAUUUUAAAUUUCCCUGCUGAUAUAAAUCCAAUAUCGCUCCAGGAGAUAAGGAGCAGAGUCUCAUACUAGGACACCUCAGGCCAGUCACACUCAGCUCACUCUGCUUUAAUAAGACUUCAGAAUACCUCUGUCCUCUAAGCUUCAUCUUUACUCAUCCCUGAGCAAAUUACUUCCUGUUUACAAAUUUGAAAAACAAUUUCCUAAAGCCCCCCCACUGAUGCUUCAGGGAAGACGCUGUCAGGAUCUGAUCUAUUUUUGAUUUAAUACGUGCAAAAUCCUUGUAGAUAUUUAUGUUUUUACCCAGAAAGCUUCUUAAUAUGAAAUGCUGCUUUUUUCAGGGUAUUUACCUGUGUGCAUGAUUGACUGACAGCUCAUUAUUCCACCUGCUAAAUCAAGAAAACUGUGAAAAACAAUGUGAGGACUUUUAUAGUCGAAGAAAUGAAGAAAGCCUGAAAGUAAAAUCUGGAGUCUAAAUUAGAGGUGUCCUGAUACAUCUUCUUGACUUCCGAUACGAUACCGACAUUGUAGCCUUCAAUAAUGACCGAUACCGAUAUUGAUGCAAUGUUGGCAGCUUUCAAGUCUACACCCAUUACUCGAUAGCUGCGUUUACAUGGAUACAAAUAAUCAAAACAAAAAAUGCAUCUUCCGCUCAAUCAUAAAGAAAUUGUAUUCCGAUUGAGAGAGGUGGUUUACGCCAAUCAUUAUUGCGAAACCUGUCUAUGUAAACACUUAUUCUGUUCGUGAUUCCAUUCGUGUGCCCGAUAUCGUAACGCAUUUCUGCCGUUUGCGACAAAACUUAAACAUGGCAGCAUCCAAUUGGUAGGGUUGGGUAUCAUUUGAUUUUGAACGAUUCCGAUUACAAUUCCUCGUUUCGAUUCCGAUUCCUAUCGAUUAUUUUUCAAUUCCUAUUUCAAUUCUUUAAAAGGCAGGACAUUAAAAAAAAUGCAUGGUUUAAAUGAGGGCGCUAACCGGAGUGCUUCCUUUUUUUGAUUUUUUUGAUUUUUUUUAUUUCUGAACUUCUCCAUGAAUUUUUAAAUCAUAUUAACUUUUUAAGAACUCUAUUAUGAAUUUCUCACAGGGCUAUUUUCAACCAAUACAUAAAUAUCAUUUUUUGUUGUCAGGUCAUUUAUCUAUGAAAACGUACAAGGGCUAAUGUUAGUUGGAUAUUCAAGUUGACCCACCGUGCACAGUGCAAUUUAUUUACCGCUUGAAAGUUAGCAGAGGACAGAAGUAAUUUAUUGUUUCACUGAUCUAAUUCUGACUGGUUAGCUGAAGACCGGUGUUGUGCCGUAGAAUGUAUCCCCUCCAUUCUUUAGCUACUUAAAGUGGAAGAAAAUGAUCUCAUAUUUUAAAAAAAAACAUGAGUAUUAGAUCAUGACAACAUGUCAAAUGGAGCAGCAAACUUUCGUUUUGUUUUUAUGUGUCUCAAAAAUGCACACAUAGAGGUGUACUUGGGUAUAUAAACUCUACAGUAAGCUGUGAAGGUAGAGAACAUUAUAUUUUCGGGACAGCAAAUAUUCAGAAUCAGAGGGCUGUUGUUUUCGGCUUAUCUGAAUAGUCUGAAUAGAAUCAUUAAAGGCACACGCUUUAGAUUCCGUCCAACAGUAAGGAAAACUUAGAUUGUUUCACCUUGUUAAGUACUUCCAACCACGCUCCCGUCAGGGGUGCAAUCUACGGCAGGGGUGCAUUCUAUGGCACAACACCAGCGAAGCACAUCAAAGACGGGGCACUCAGGUAUUUCUCCUCUAUGAAUCCUGAGGUGUUUAAUGAAUUGUUAGUCCCGGUCCCCAUCGAUGCUCGAUUCUCGAUACCCAACCCUACCAAUUGGUCUGUGUCUGACACAACUUUAUUGCUGGAUUCGGUCUCCUCGUGUAACACAGGAUUAGUAUGUGCUAGGUGAUGAUGAUCAUGUAUGCUAGGAGCAAUACAACCAGUCUCAGAACCUGGCCCAGCAGCACAUGCGUCAAUUCAACUCUUCUUCUUUGGAUAAUUAGACAACUCUGUGCAUGUCCAAAUGCUUCUAAUCUAAAUAAAGCUUGGUGCAGGUAUACGCAUGUCAUGAUCGGAUUAUUUGAUUUUACACCCAUUAAAACAGUGGAUUCAGAUUUUCUGAUUCUGAAAUUUUGCACAUGUAAACUAAAGUCUUCAGAAAUACUGCCUUAUCAAAUCCACACAGUCUACAUGGAGAUGAAAGACUUUUGCUUUCACCAUUGCCCAUUUACAAACCACCCACAGAAGAAAGAAGAUGAAAUAAGAAUUCGGAAGUUUGAAGAAAUUUGGCCUCAAGAUGAAAAAAACAUUUCUUCUUUGGUGGUUUGUAGAAUAUGCACCAAAAAAAGAAGAAAGCUUUUAAAAUGAAGGUGUUUAUUUGGUGUAAAUAAAUGUGCUUCUCCUGUGUCAGUCAGCGUUUGUUGUGCUGUGCUAAACUGGUUUGAACUUCUUCAUGUGAAUCCAAAAACAUUUUUGAAAUUUGAUUCCAAAAAGUUGCACCUGCUGAAGCUUUUACAAUUCAUUCAGGAUGGUUUUUGAUUAAAUAGGGGGAAAGAAUCUUUGUAAAUGCAAACAAAAUCAUUAAAGAUAAGCAAGUUAGGUACUGCUAUUUUUCCUCAGUUCAUGCUGAGAUUGUCUCACAAGUAUCCUUCUCUCAUAUGUAUCACAGAAAAACAGACUAUCAUCCUUCUAGAUGAGCAGCUUUGCAGCACAAACGAAUCAACCAGAAUCUAUGUUGGUUUUUUCUGUGGUUGUUUUUAAGAUGAUCAUUAUAGUAUUCUCUAACGCCCAUCUAUGCAAGCUGUUCAACUUGAGCGAGAAUCCUGUUGAAGUCAAAAAUUGAAAUCACUGAUGACCGCAUUUGAACACUUUGUUCUGCAAAAAUACAAAAAUCAGACACGUUUUUGAAUCUGAUUUUAAUAAACACCAAACGUUUUAAUCCAAAACAUUUUAAAAAGCAGAAACAUAUUUCUCAGCACUACCAAAGUGAUUUGGACCCAGAAUUUUUUGGGUUUGUCGAUUGGUUUUUCACAUAUUUUUACAAGUUGAGUGCAAAACAGCUCCAAUGGUUUCAUGAGAGAUAAGGAUACAGUGCUGCAUUUGUGUUUUUGCUGUAUAAGAUGGCAUUUCUGGGUGUUGAUUCAGCUGCUUUUUAUGCCUUAAGUCUGCAAAAACUGGAGUUUGGCAUGUUUUGUUAAAGAUCUGACUAUACUGCAUGGUUUUCAUUUAGGAUCAGUGCAACCACAGUAAUGAAAAGGUUGAGUGUUGUUGCAAACACAGCUGAAUCAAUACAUUUUAGAUUUAUGUUUAGAAUAACCACAGAGUUUGCAUCGUCUGAUAGUCUUCUGCAGACAUUUCUAUGAUUUCAGAAGGUCUUAGAGACUUUAAAGUGCUAUAUAAAAACGCAUAAGUCAUAUGAGUUGCUCCCUAACCUUAAAGAGCCUGUAAACAAGACAGUGAACUAAAUCAAUCCUCCCUGCAGCACUGUGUAUUUGGGAAUAAGAAUAAUUUCAGAUUGAGCAGCAGAAAGAGAAAAGGCAGGAGGAUGUGUGCAGAUAAAGCAGCAGUGGAGCCCAGAGCCAGUAAUCGUCCUUCUGGCCUGCAGCCAGCACUUAUGGGAAACACUGGAGCCUCCUCCAUCUUCAUCAGUGACACAGUCUCUUGUUUUUAUUCCUCUCGAGUGCCCUUACAGCUCAAAUCACUGCUGCACACGAAUCCAAACCUCAGCAGGAGAUAAAAGGGUGUGAGAGUGAUGCAGCUGCUCAUUUUAUCUGAUUUCAACGAGUCAUCGGACACUACUUUAACACUCUAAUCCUUCACUGAAACUGCAAACAACAGUAUGAUGUUCAACAUUUGAGAAAAGGACUUUUGACUCAACUGCAUCAUCUUUGUUGUCUUUUUGUAGCCAUGACUUUAACCCCAGGCUGUUGGGGAGAAAAGUUCACCCACAGGUGUACAUAAAGGUGUUCCCCAAGGUUCUGUUUUGGGGCCAUUAUUAUUAAGCUGCUUUGCUAAGAUAGUCCGAAUUUUGUGUAUCUAGACCGAUGACAUUGUGAUUUACAUCACUAUUCACCUAUUCAAGCUACUAUUUGAUCAACUACAGCUUGUUAUGAGUGCGACUGAAGUAACAGACUGAUUCUCGCUUCCCAGGACUUUGUGAGAAAACUACCAAAAAAUGGUCUCAAAAUUAAGUCGUAAAUGAAUUUAGUCAAUACCAAAGUUAUCCUAAUUUGCAUAAACAGUUUUCCAAGGUUUAGCUUAGUUUUUUGCUGAUGAAACUGUGAUUUUACUACGUUGCAUUUCUCUUUGCAGGAGCUUUUGCAAAUCUUCUUUUUUAACCCUGUUUUUUGCAUAUUUUUUAGUCCCACUUUGACAAAAAUCUGAACCGAGGCUAUUAAGUUGGAGGAUGUUACCACUGCGGUACUUGUGAAAUUGAAAUGAUUGAAAUUGGAUUAUUGGUUUGAACUUAUGGAAAAUACAAAGUUAACGACAGUGAGUCACUCAUACAUUUUCGAAGUUAAACCGAAUAUUAUUCUACGCAUUUUAUUUCUGAAAAUAUUUGUGGCAAUCAGCGAGUUUUGGCAGGUUACUGAUUACUCUCAAACGGGCUAAAAUUUGCCGAUUUAAUUGGCUCGCCGAUAAAUCGGGCCGUACUUAUUAGCACACCAGGCCAGCAGACAGCAUCGUUAUCUAAACCUGAACAUUGGCUCAGUCAACUCCAAUAAAUUCAUACAAUGAAGUUUUCAAAAAAGGAAGUUGGUUGGACAAGAUGAGUUGUGAUGAAUAGGAGUUUUCUGUUCUUUCUUUUCAACCUUUAGAUUUCCUUAAAUUAGCCUAAAAAGGUUAUUCUUUCAUCUUUUUCAAUUUCUACGCUGAUAAUGCUUUCAUUUACUUCUUUGUUCUCGGUUCUGUUGAAGCUCUCCAAAUCUGUUGCGCAAGCAGUACAUCAUCUGGUUGAUUUACUUCUACGCCGAUGAGACUUUGAUCAUUGCUUUGAGUCUAAUCCUGCUCCUACAAAUGUUUAUCGUGAAUAUUUUAGAGUAAACCAUAUUUUUUAAAAUUGGUAUCAACUUUAAGAAAAGUGUGUUUUCUCAUGAUGACAAGGAUCCAAGGACGGCACAGCUAGCAUUAGCAGUUUAGCUACAACUAGCGGUGCAGCCACCAGACCAAAGCAGCAAUCAGUUGUAUUAUCUUUGUUUACAUCAUCUAAUGUUGACAUUUUAAGGCAUCUUUAUUAUCCCUGAGGUGGCGAUUUGUUUAUUUUGGGUCUUGCAUACCUGCAAAAACACUUAAGACUGUAAACUAGUUCACUGUAUUAUCUAAAUUUAUUGUACUCUUGAGUUGAAAUGUUUUUUUAUAUUUGUCUAAGUGUAUCUUAUUCAAUUUGCUUUUUUAUUUACUUUGCAUGUGAAUAAAAUGUUGAACUAAUCUCUAGUUUCUUUAGUUUUUAGUACAGAUGCUUUAAAACUUGCAGUUUAAAAAAAAAUCGUAACAAUAAUUUUGAUCGGACGAUACAACAAAAUAUAUCGUGAUCAUUUUUUUGCCAAAUCGCCCAGGCCUACCUUGACUUAAGUUGUUAUCUUUUUUUAUGUAUUAGCUUAUUUCAGGAUCAUGUCCACCUACAGAUCCUCCUUAUCAAACUUGGUAGAAUAGGAAAGUAAAAGUCUUCUAGAAAUUUUAACAACCCAUUGUCUCACAAUUCAGUGCUUAACUUGCUUUUAACUAGCUUUUCUGCAGUUUUUGUCGGGGACCAUCUUUAGAUUGAUCUGAAACUAAAAACCUCGGUCACUACGUAUGUCUUUAAAUCUACCGUGUCCAGGCUGUCUUUGUUUCAGUGGGUCAUUUUAAGACUUUAAUUCGGGCUCGAGCCGAGAGCGCAGCUCUGCGGCAAAGCCCUAUUGUAAUCCAAAGGGUUCCCGAUUAUUAUUAUUAUUAUUUUACGGCGUCUGAAAGCACAAAUUUGACGCCCUGAACGACCUCGAAAUCUCACAAAAAUUUGCAGGCAGGUCAGGCCUGGCGAAAAUCGCAAUGUUUUACAGUGACCCAUAAAAAACGAUUAAAAAAUGGCUCGCUAGCGCCCCCUACAAAGCGCCAUGAACAUUGACUUUUUCCAAUCUGCCUGAAAUUUUACAGGCACGUGUAACCCAACAAGAUCUUUGAUUUUGCUUGCUUGGACUUUUUUCUCGGACGCAUGGUUAAAGAGUUAUUCCAGUGUUUUUGGCCCAUUUUUACCAUUUUCAUAUGUUUUAUUUUGACCAUAGCGCUUCUGUUUGAAUAAAGAAGAAAAACCAGAAUAAAUAAAGCUGAAAUUAAAAAAGCAGUUUUGUUUUCCAGGUUUUGGACACACCACGAUGAGCGCUUCCUCUAUAUGCUCAUGGACUACGUGCCAGGCGGCGAGCUCUUCAGCUACCUGCGCAGCCGCGGUCGUUUCAGCAACGCCACCGGCCUCUUCUACACCUCUGAGAUCGUCUGCGCCAUCGAGUACCUGCACUCCAAAGAAAUCGUCUACCGAGACCUGAAGCCCGAGAACAUCCUGCUGGACGGGGAGGGACACAUUCGCCUGACGGACUUCGGCUUCGCUAAGAAGCUCUCUGACAGGUGACGGAAAUGAUAACACGAUCCAAUCAAGUGCAGAGUGAUUUAUAAAGAGGUUAAAGAAAUCAAAGUGACAGAGAGUGGACUGAAAGUGAGAAAAGAGAGAUAGAAAGAGCCCUAAAAAUCAGUGAAUAAAUCUUCUGUGAACAUGGAGUUUAAGAAGGGAUUUAAGAGAUGAUAUUGAUUUUCAGUCGGAGCUCAGACAGCUCAGUCUGCAGACGGAGAGGCCGGAGUGAGAAGACAUUGUCGGCUGCAGAUUGAAUCCAGACAUCUUUUUAUGCAGGAGUCUGAGCUGGCCUUUUCUUUUUAUGUUCAAGGAGCGAAAAACAAGAACGAUUUAAUUAAAAUGUAGAGUUGAACGAAGAUAAUAGCAGCAGUUUAAUGGUUUCUAUUAGAGCUACAAAGAUGAACCAAUUAGUAAAACACUCAACAUUCUCAGUUUUUCACUUUUAGGAAUAUUUGAAAAAUAAAAAAAACAUGUUACCCUCUCAGAUUGUUUAGUUUGGACCAAUCAGAGUUAAUUAAUGGGUAAAAACAAAACGUGCUUAUAAACCCUGACAACUUAUCAACUUUUUAAUGAAAGGAAUAUUUUAGUAUUUUUGAAGGGAAGUUGUACGAGUUACAUGCAACUAGUUUGUGGAUGCAGGGCUCGACAGUGCGACCAUUUCACUUGCAUUUGCGACUAAAAAUAGAUGUGUGCGAAUUUUUAAAAUGUAUUUAGGGGCACAUGUGCGCAUUAAAAAAAAAUCAGCCGCGGCAUCAAAUGUUUUUUACUAUAAAUACCGCAGUGAAGUUAGUUUUAGGUUGGAUAUCCGACAGACAUUCACAGCAGAUCUACCGGUGUAUUCUCACUCUUCAUAAUGCCAGCAGCAGCGCGAUUAAAUCUACUCUGCACCCUCGCUGUCAGAGUCGGGUGUUAAAUAAGGGACCAUCAAUAAAUAACAGGUUGAUGUUCUCAAAAAAGGCUGUUUUCCUUCAAUAGCUUCCAUGUCAUGUGACCAAUUGACCUAAAAUUGAUUUCAUAUAAUAGUGCCAAAGUUGACCAAUAAGACACACAUUAUUUGAUCAAUUUUCAUUGUGCCCCUUAAAGCUCAACUUAGUAGCACAUUAGCUCCUUGCGAAAAAAAGUUAGUGUCAAGCCCUCGUAUGUCAGACAAGGUCGACUGUGCCACCGCUAAUUUAUAGACUCUGAUCCAAACACUCCUCUCUGUUUAAAUGUAUGCUCCAUACUCAUCAAUUUUACUCUAACUUUGCCAUCAGAAAAAUUGUGUUUUUGCUCUAUCUGCUGUGUUCAGAAAAUAGUGUGGAACCAAAUCGCCUUUCUGAUGACACGGUGAAUGUCAAAUUUCUCAGUAAAACCGUGCACUCGAACCUGGAUGUGUAAAGUUAGACGGAUUAUGUGUAUGUAGAAAACUGUAGCCUAGUUUGCCUGCCAGCUCUCUCAGCAGUUUCUCUUUAAAGCUGACCGACAUCCCCUGUGGCACUUGAUUUUGAUUUGCAACUCAUUCAACCUCACUUUAAAAAGUGAAAUAUCCCUUUAAACCGAGAAAUAAUCACAGGUUACAUAUUAUAACUGGGAUUGUCAGAGGACGUCUGGUUUAAUUGAGCUGGAUUUGAAGUUUGGUGUGUAGAUUCGCUCUCCUGUGAGAAGAUUUUAGCUGGUUAUGAAACAGACUGAUACUAAUAUUGAUGCCUGUCUUUGCAAAACCAACGAGACCCUCAGCGUAAAAAUCGACUGUUUCUAUAAAGGGACUUUUGAUGCUGCUGCUGACAAAGCUGCAGAAAAUGUUUUUUUACAUCCUGCACAACAGAAACUCUCUCGCCCGACACAAUUUAUCCUGAAGGCAGAGUGAGAUUUUAGCUCUAAAUAAACAUCUCUCACAUACAAGAUAAAAUAUCAAAUAAAAGGCAGAUUUUAUCUCAUGUAUCUAUGUGGAUAUUCUUGUUCUUCUGCAGCCAAUUUGUGACAAUAAACAGCAAAAGGAAAAGUCGAUUGCAGGCAGAUAACAUUUUAACAGCUUGUCCUUGGUAAAUUAAAGUUUCAGUACAAAUCUUAUAGAAGGUCAGAAAGAUCCGUCUUUUAAGUCUAAACUUACACAAGCAGCCAAAAAGCGAAUCAAAGUGCAGGACGACCUCCAGACUGCAACAAAUCUUCGAUGUGUUUCCCCUCAAAGUUCAAUUCCCCGCUUUAAUCAGGAAUUUCCUCCAAAUCCUCGGCGUGCACGCCGGGGAUAAAUCUUAGCGUGGCUCUGCCCGCGACAGUGAGUACAGUGUGAGUUCUGAAGAACACCGACAGCUGCUCUGACGCUCAAUUUCUGCUGACAAUCAAUCAGACAUCAAACAGAAGAGCUGCCAGCAGAGUCACAACUGUCAUCAGACAGCACACGCAUGAAGACUGCAGGAGGAGGUGACAGAGGAGGGGAAGUGUUCGGAAAAUGCAGCAGGAAUGCUUGACUGUGACCUGAGUCCCAUAACUGUGCUAAUAGACUCUAUGAGUGUCAAGGUCCUUAAACACCGGGACUGUUUUUGUCGUGCGAUUAUUAUGGACGUCAGUAUUUUUUUCGAACCAAUAUCCUGUCAAUACAAUUGAAAAUGACCUGGAGGACAACCUGUGGAGAGUCAUAGCGUCAGAUUUCUCAUAUGACGAUGGUUUGUGCGCCUUAACAGUUUGCUAAACGUCUUUGUUUUAACUUUCAUUUGUGCGUAAGCUAAACGUAAGCUAACAGUUGUUACCAUAGUUUAUCUGGUACUGGUCCCGACUCAGUACAUGCUACCAUGACAGAAAGCCAUCUCAACACUAGUGUCUAGUGUCUAGUCCUCUGCCUCUUCAAACUUGGAGCUAAUAGUUUCAGCAGAACUUCAAAUUGUCCAACGGGUGUUUGCAGGUCAGGGUUUGGUACUGAAAUGAAAAGCGUGAUGCAUGUUUUGUUGAACCUGUAGGGGGUCACCAGUCCAAACAGGUGAUGUGCACACUGGAAUAAGUCCUGGAGGAUGUUUUGUGUUGUCUGUGGGAAUCAGAGGAUGUGGUCCAGUGCAGGUAGCUGUUGGUCAGUGGCUUCACGUGCCGCCUUUGUGAUUCUCUGCAGGUACUUUUUAUCCGCUGCAGAGCUGCUGCCAUACCUCAGCCGGAUGCCGUGUGUGAGGGCGCUGCCGUGAGUUCGGUAUUUAUGACGUGAGGUUGUGUGAGGUACUCAUCAAGAGUUAGUGUAUUACUCACAGGUUAUCCAGUCAGACCGGCCUCUUUGUCUAAAAACAGUCUGGAGAACAAGAACAGAAGCCAGAAUAUCAACCUCUGCAGAUGGGGUCUGCUCAACCGCUUCAUUUAGAUCAUUUCAACAAACUAAAACCAAAGUGUCAGUGUUUUAUCUAAUAUCUUUAUGACUUAUCUCUUUGGGGUUACAAGAGGGGCUGGAUCUCAGAGUUAAACAACUAGUCAUAAACAAACUCACACCUACAGGCAAGUAAGAGUGAUGAAUUAACCAAAGAGCAUGUUUAUGAACUGUGGGAGGAACCAGUUUGGCAUGAGAGGAGAAACUCCACUUGCAAACUCCACACAUAAAGGUUCUUGCACAUGCUGGGAUUUGAACCAGGAACCUUCUCUUUGUGUGGAACCACUGCACCACCAUGCAGCCCUGUUUUUGAAGGUUAUGGGCGUUUUAUUUUGCAAUAACUGUGUGAUGAAGAUAAAAUGAUUCAUUUCAUUUUUACAAGUCCUUUUAGAUGACUAAUUAGACUUCAGGUGCUUUGAGUUUAUGUUGAAGAUGUCUGCAGGGUCUUCAAAAAUCAUCAGUAAAUUAAUUAACAAAUUUAGAGGCCUCCAGAAAAUUUUAAAAGCUGUUUUUGUUAUUUAUUUGUCAUGAGGUUUAGCUCUUAAAUUAAUGUUUUAUUGCUUCUCAGUUUGAGUUAUUUUCCUCCUGUCUAUCAGUCAUUGAUCUACACUGGGUAACAUCCUGAUAAAUCUAACAUCUUCUGAAAAGGUCAAACUUUUCGCACACCCAUGGAUAUGCCAUUGAUCCACAGAAGCAUAAUAAGCAGCAGGAGUAUCACUCUGUGUGGGAAAAGGAAAAAAUGUAAGAUUAUGAUUGGCUGUCAGUGCAGUUAGGGGUACAGGGACCCUAUAAUCCGUGCAAAUUUAACUUCUUUUAAAGUAAAACAAAAACAGAAUAAUGAGCAUAAAAAAGCAGGACUGAUAUUGAUUAAUGGAAAACAACCUCAAGUGAACAGACACAAAAACAUAAUAGAGGCAGCGAGGAAAACAGGGCCCGACUGAUAUGGAUUUUUUGGGGCUGAUACCGAUUAUUAGGGGGAAAAAAAUUCGAUUACCAAUUAAUCGGCCAAUUUUUAAAAUUUUUUAUAGGAAACAUAUCUCGAAAUUUCUGACUGUAGAUUCCAUUUUUUACCCCACACAAACCCUGAUCUUAUAAACCUUAAUGAGUCUGAACCAAAACAUGUCACAAAACAUGAACCGUCCCUUUAAAUGCUUCAUCUUUACUUUGCCAGUGCGUAAGUACAACGCGAUGAUGCACACAUGAAUGAGGUGUAUGCUCAACAAAUAGACAUUCCUGCCGUGUUGUAAAUAACUGAGUCACAUUAAUAGUAUCUCUACCGUUGACUUUACAAUCAGGGAGAUGAGCGGUGACAUAGUUUCUGUCCUGACCUUUGCAGAGUCACAUCCUGUCUGUGAGGAUUUCAAACCUGUUCUUCUGCAUCAUAGAAACUCUGAAACCAGAACAGCUCAGUGCAGUUUUCAAAGCAGGGCUGAAUCUGCUGCAGGUGUAAAAUAAGCUCCUGAAGCACCUCUCUGAUGGUGGAAUUGAGGUUGUGGGUCCAUUUCUUUUCGAAAAAGUAAUCUUAUAAUCUCACUUAGCAGCGAUUGGAGAGCUGUGCAGAGGUGUGAAAGUUUCAAAGUUCUCUGAAAGCUCUGGCUCUCUGACUGCAGCUGAACCUCAUUUAUGUGGCCUAUCGAGUCAAGACUGCAGAGACAGAAGAGAGAGCACACAGAGUGGGUAAAAGAGUGAGGGAGGAAUAAAAGGACAAUCCAAACGGAGGGGAAAGACGCGAUGGAAGGAAAAGUUCAUAGACUGGUUUGUUGAUCUGCAAAACACAUUAUUUUCCUUUGUAAUCAGCCUGUCCUUACAAUUCCCAACAUUUUAAAUAAUUCAUGCAGUUACAGAUCCAUCUGUGCAUUUUUAUCCACUUAUCUACCAAAGUGGACCAACCAUCUCUCUCCCCAGUCUUGUUUUUAUACCCCUACCUUCAGUAAACUCUGGUUUUACCAAUUGAUCUCCUUCCAGUUGGACAUACCCUGAAAACCUCCAAAUUAAGGCAUCCUGAAGGUUACUAAUCAGAUGCUCAAACCCUUUCAGUUCCCUCCUUUCAAUGCAAAGAAGUAGCAGCUCUAUUUAACACUUGUCCCCGGAUGAGGAUGUAAAUAUUAUGGAUCGGAAAUUCAUUUUUCAAACUUGUCCCCAAAUCCUGUUUAUAUGGAGUGUUGCAGCUGUAGCUAUAUAAUCCUUUGACAUCUUGACUCUGCAACACUAAAGCAAAACGACAGCAUUGGAGGGAGGGCAAUGUUAGAGGAGUGGGAGUGGCCUUGUAUGCAAAUGACUCCCUUCGUUAUGUCACCAAAGGAGCAAAUUAAAAGCUUCCCAAUAUGAGGUGGGCUCCAGCAAGAACUUUCUCACUUUUACUUUCUCAGGGUUGUUUAUCUGGAGGAUGACUUAAGUUCAUAUAUAAAGUAGGGCCCGAUUAAAUCGGCCAGUUUUAGCCUGCUUGAGACUAAUCGGUAAUCGGCCAAAACUGGCUGAUUUUCACUGAUAUUUUCAGAAAAAAAUCACCAUUUGAAGAGAUCCCCCAACUUAUCCUGUAGAUGGCGCAGCGACCUCAGUUGAAACUACUUUUCUGGUCCGAGUUUGAUCAGCCAGUCUUCCUGUCAGCGUGAGGAGCAGUAGCCUACAGUAUAUUAUCUACAGUAUACUGUAGAUAUCUACAGUAUAUAUAUAGAUAUUUUUAUAACUUCAUAAAAAAAUUAAAAAAUUGGCCGAUUAAUUGGUAAUCAGAUUUUUUUCCCCCCUAAACAUCAGCAUCGGCCCCAAACAAUCCAUAUCGGUAGGGCCCUAAUAUUAAGUUUAAAAAAAGUGGGUUUUAUUAUCAUACAGGACCUACGUAACCAACAGUAGUUUCAGCGAUGACUUGCAUGAUUGAUGUUUAGUCAACAUUUAGUCGGCUAACUGCACACCUACCAGUCUGUAUUUAUACAAACAGAGCUUUUUUUUUUUGUUUAAUCUAUAUUUUUAUUGAAGUUUUUUGUUUUUACAACAGUACAAAACAACUGAAAAUGAAAACAGGUCAUCAGGGGAAAUAUAAUACAGUUAGAGUGUCAGGGUAUUAACAUUAAUAGUCCAUCAGAUAUUCCAAAUAGAUGUGUGUUGAAAGUAUGAUCUUUACAAAAUAAUUACAGGUAGACCAAUUAUUGUACUUAAGUUAGUCACUAAAUAGACAUGAGGCCUAAACUAACCUUUGACCGAUAUCGACUGUAUUUAUCUAAACAGAGUCUUAUACCAACAGUACUUAAGCACAGAGAGCUGCUGAUCCACUGCUGCUGCCUGGAUUGUUUUUUUUUUUUGUAAAUUUUUGAACCUAAGCGAACAAAUUUAAAGUCCAAAAUCACCCAGUGUGGUGAAGGAUCAGAGAAAUGGAAGCUGACACUCCUGGGAUCACGGAGUUAAACAGAGGACUUCUGAAACUUUGCUUUUCCCAUGCUGGUCAUUAAUCCUCUAGAACGUGCAGAGCUGGAGCUCUGGUUGGAGCUCUGCUUAUGUUCAGCUUGAGUUAUUGAAAAAUGCAACAUAGUCCUCUGAGAGAUUCCCCUAUCAGUGCCUGUGAAGGACAAACUUGAUGCUGUUGAGUGUGAAUGAGACAUAGUGACCUCUGCGAAAUUGAAACGAGGAGGCGUCUUCCUCGCCGCUGUGGCGUGUGUGUCUGACCCCCGUUGAGGUGUAAACAUCAUGGAGGAAGAUUACAUUUCCUCUCUCAGCAGAUGGGAGAGCGUCUCUCUGAUGUGACUCACUUACUGAAAUCCAGGCCAGCUGAACGAGAGGACCACCGCCUCACUGCCACCAGCUCUAUUUAUCUACCCUCCGUGUUGGGGAUGCUGCCACAGCGCCCCCUGCUGGUCGAUGCACUCACCGACACGUUCAAGUUCUUUGUGAUGACACACGGCGCCCAGAGGAGCAACAACUCCUCUUCUUAUUUCCCUCUCUUUCUCUCUUUCUCCCCCCUUCUCUCCGUCCUCCACCACAUCAUUUCCAUACAAAUUACUGUCACCAUGGCAACUGGCCGAAAGAGGUCGUUACACAGGUGAUAUCGUUGACAGACGACGAGGAGAGGCUGGCACAGGGCCAAGUGCUCCUCACCGGAGGACGAGUGGCGUCCACAGAGAGAAGGAGAGGUGUCACUCUGCUGCACUGACAGACAAACAGACGACAAGCUGGAGGCGAAUCAGCUGUUUCACACUUCCUGUUGACACCCAUGUCCUCCCCUUCUUGUCCUGGACUUAGUUUUACCUGUAACACUCUGGCCCUGCAGUCACCUACAAUGUUAUUCAUCUUCUUAGUUAUUUUGUCCAAAAUUAAUGAUUCAAACUUAUCCACAAACUAUUUUUGAAGGAAAAUACAUCUGAAAAACUUUCAUACAGCUACAUUAAACUGAAAGACAAACACACCUGAUUCAAAUGAUCAGCUCGUUAUCAAGCCAUUGCAGAGCUUGAUAACGAGCUGAUCAUUUGAAUCAGGUGUGUUGGAGCAGGGAAACACCCAAAACAUGCAGGACAGUGGACCUCGAGGACUGUACUUGAGAACCACUGCUCUAGAGAAUAACAUUCUUGACCUUUAAAUUUUUUUGUAAUAAUUGCAAGUUUAAUUUUUCUAUGUGUACAAAAAAUUCGAUAAUCGUGUGUAGAUAAUGGUUUAUAUCAGAGGUUAGCAAAGGUCCUAUGUGCUUGUUUCUAUCUGCAAAAAAAAGAGGAAAAACACAGAAGCUGCACUCCCAAAAGAUUAUUUUCGGUUGUGAAUCCAAAAAAAUGAUACGGGAGGCGGGAGCUUGUCUUGUCUUCAGGCUGCAAAAACACUUAACAGUUAUUCAGUCAAACUGUUCUUUUGAGUGUUUUUAUUCAGCUCCACAACUUUCAAUCCAACAGAAGUAGCAGAAGUAAACUUUAUUUUCUCACAGUAAAGGGAAUAAAACAGCCUGAACGCCAGAUGGUAAAAAUGUGAGUUUAAAAUAUUUUUAUGUGGUCAGCCCUGUGAUUGGUUGAUUUGUUCUGGUGUAACCCUGCCUGCCAACCAGUGACUCCUGGGAUUCGUAGUAGAGACUAGGAAUGAGCAUUUUAAGAAAGUCCCUUGAUCGUUAAUCAUAUAAGUUAAUCGAUUUAAUGGAAAAUACACCGCCACCAAACUGUUGUUCAGAGAGCUCGUCGCGCUACACGCUACCAUAAUAAUUGUUUUUUUUUCUCAUUCAUGAAACGCUAAAAUCAGGGACAUUUCUGGGAGGAACUUUAGCCAGGGACAGGUCAUCCAAAACGGGGAAUGUCCCCCGAAAUUGGGAUGUCUGGUCACCCUACAGUUCCUCCUUGCUAGCCAGGAGCUGGUGGUAGGUUGAGACUGAGAGCACUCUUGGAUUCAUUAUAAUAAUAAUAAUAAUAAUAAUAAUGCAUCAGAUUUCAUAUACCGCUUUAUCAGAGACCCUCAAAGCGUUUUACAUUGGAUACAUCAUUCAUUCGCUCACACAGUCACACUUUGGUGGUGGGAAACUACCUUAGUAGUCACAGCCAACCUUCCAGUUAUUGGACGACCGCUCUACCUCCUGAGCUACUGCCGCCCACAUUAUCCUCAGUUGAGUGUUUUUGGUUCAAGUGAUUCAUCACUUGGGUCGUUGUUGUGUUAUACUUGUACGCGGCAUCACAGCGUUUUCAGCAAACCUCAUCAUUUUUCCGCUCGAAAUGAUCCCACACCACACUUCGUCCUGCUUUAAUGUUUUUUUUUUUUACUUCCACAGAAGCCCACUGAUGCUGUAUAACUCCCCUUGUAAAAUGUCAAAAUCCUUCACACGGUGAUAGACACUGCAUUGCUUCAACACAAACGCACACAGACUGGACAGAAGGGGGUAUCCCUCCUGAUCAGAAGAGGCUGAUCUUUGCUGGAAAACAGCUGGAGGAUGGGCGCACGCUGCCAGCCCUUUUUUGAUUAUGUUACGUUGAUCAAAACUUUGCGUAAUUGACAUAAUUCUUAGCGAUCAAUUACUCGAUCAUCGAUUAAUCAUGCCCAUUCCUAGUAGAGACAAUCAGCAGCUAGAUCCAGUAAAAUAAUUUGGUUUGCAGUAGGGCCUGACCGAUAUGGAUUUUUUGGGGGGCCAAUACCGACAUUUAGGGGAGAAAAAAAUCAGAUUACCAAUUAAUCUGACAAUUUUUAAAAAAUUUUUAUGAAGAUAUAAUAUAUAUAUAUAUGUAUACUGUAGGUAUACUGUAGGCUACUGCUCUUCACGCCGACAGCAAGACCAACUGAUCAAACUCAGACCAGAAAAGCGUUUUCAACUACAUGGUGAUUCACUGUUAACUCGGCGUGACUGAGACCAGCACAGCGGGGAACAUCGUGAAGUGGGUUGAACUGAAACUCGUUGACUUAUUGUUUAUUUCACAAACUGGUUUAUUUACCGUUGAGGAGGACCACUCUCCUCUGUGCGUCCCUGAGCUGCCUGCUUCAGAUCUGUCACUCUGCUGUGCUGUGAGGUAGUUAGUGGAAGAAGAUUGUCAUGAGGUCGCUGCGCCAUCUACAGGAUAAGUUGGGGAACUUUUUAAAUGGUGGAACAUUUUCGAAGUGAAACCGGAUCUUGUUCUCCGCAUUUUAUCUCUGAAAAUAUCGGCGAAAAUCGUCAAGUUUUGGCCGAUUACCAAUAAAUCUCAAACUGGCUAAAACUGGCCGAUUUAAGUGGCUCGUCGAUAAAUCGGUCGGGCCCUAGUUUGCAGUUUAUAUUUUGUUUGAUUGAAUAGUCAUGAUGACCUCAAAGGUGACCUGCAAACUGACUGACCCUGCACACCUGUUCUCCUGUUACCAUGCAGAGUAUCAUGAAGAUGACACAGGUGUGUAAGCUCAGGUGACGGGUGCAGAUCACUUUACAUCAGGGGCAAUUCUUCCUCCUGCAAACAGGAGUCUGUUUUCCUGCAGAGUGUGCUCAUACCUUUGUGUUUGCAGAGCGUGCAGAGGCUAUCAGAUGUCACAGUGUAGCGGACUAAACACGCUGAUAAUGCAGAAUCUACUCAAGCACGACACAUAUUAAGACAGGAGCGAGACUGUUUGAUCAACCUUUAACCCCAUGACGCACUCUCUGUUCUGAGAUAUUUACACACCAAACUGUUGAUUUGCUGCAGGAGAAAAUCAACUGAAGCUGCUGUGAGUUAAUCAGCUGGUGGAUCAAUAGGAAAUAAGUCCACUAAAUACUUGUUAAGUUUUGUUUACAAUGGUUUUAAUCAAAGACAGGAGGCUGACGCUCACACUGAAAAUUACUUCUACAAAAUGUUUAAUUUUGUGUUGUGCUAAAUAGCUGUUAAUUUCAAGCUAACUUUAAUUGUUGUUGAUCUAUCGGCUGAUUAUUUUCUCGAUAAAUUAGCUUUGUUUAUUGCAAAGGCAGGAAAAUAACUCUACAAUCAAAACUCUCUAAAUGAGCUUCAGUUUGUCGGCUAUUUAAUUUAAUGUGGAAGCUGUUUCAUUUCAAGUCAAAUCACCUCCUAGUGUUUGGAGACUACAUUCACUCCGUUCCUGUCUGGGCUCAAAAAAAAGUCUGAAAAAGGUGGAAAAUGUUUGCACAAGAUUAUGUCUGUGAGUGUUUUCAAAAGGCAGAUAUUUUCUUUUGCUUUUUGAGAAGAGUGAAGAAACCUGAAAAUCAACAUAAAUACUGAGCGAAAGAAACAGGAUUCAAGCUGAACUCUGCUUUAAAAAAUGGAAAGUAGUCUUUGGAAACAGAACUGAACUCUUGCUCUCAGAGUAAAGAACUUUUUCAACCUCUUCUGUAUUUUAACGCCUCCUCUUCUCUGUCUGUCCAGGACCUGGACUCUGUGCGGGACUCCGGAGUAUUUGGCCCCUGAAGUCAUCCAAAGUAAAGGUCAUGGCCGAGCUGUGGACUGGUGGGCUCUGGGGAUCCUGGUCUUUGAGAUGCUGGCCGGGUAAGAGCUGCAGAGAUCAGAAUACACUGAUCAAGCAAGCGUUUUGAACUGCGGUUUUUACAUCAGCUCCCUUUAAACACUCACAUUAUUAAAACUACAAGAGCCAAAGACUUCAAUCUCUUUGCAUCAGAGGGCAAAGACUUGAGGCUGUACUGUCAUCACACUUUUACAUCAGCUGAAGCAUUUUCAUAUUCUCUCACUCAGGGUUUAAGAGAAGGAGAAAUGAGCAGGUGGAAACAGUUUGCAGCAGAGAAACUGCACAGUCCUGUUUGAGCCGUUAUAAAAGAACUAUUUUUAUUUUUAUACAGAUAUAUGAAUCUUUUACAUGUGAUCAUAUCAUGGUGGAAGUUGCAGAUCACAUUAUUAAACACUGUAACCUGUGGCAGAUUUAAGGUCCUUACACACCAGGGCCAACACGUAUAUAGAACACGAAAUUACGAAAUAUUUGGACACGAAUUUUGACGCGCCUGACUAUACACAUCAAGCCCGAUGCGAUUUUGCGACUUUCCGGGGGGGGGAAAGACGCAUCCCGCCUCCUUCCACUCUGAUGGGCUAGAAAAGCUGAAAACAUCAUUACACGCUCAAGCCAAAUGGUCAGCAGUGAUAGCCAAUCAGAGGCGAAGGAGGGCGGGACCUUCCCUUAACAACCAGCAAAGCGAGAGGACAAAAAAUGGAGUCUACUUUAACUUCAAGUGAUGGCGAAUUGGUACUCCUUUUGCUUUCUCAAAAGAAAAAGAAACGUAGCACAUGGGUGCAUCAAAUAUUACAAAAAAGAAGAGAACCAUUUGGAACCGGUUCUCAACAAGAACCGGUUCUCGAUUCCAACCCCUAGUGAAGAAACUGAUGUCUCGAUGGGGAUCCAAAUAAAUGAUUUUUGGAAGCUACACCCGUGAUUACAAUGAAACACUGAAGCAGAGGGCGCUCCAGAGGGCUUUAGCCCAAUUUCAUCUCUGGCCAUAGGAAGUAGAUGCUUUUAAAAUAGAUUUUAAAAUUAAAGUCAUAACAGAAAGAGCAUCAUUUAUAAAUCCUGCAUAUUUGCGACUGCUGGAAAUGACGAUGACACUCACAAAGAAACAAAAAAAAAAAAAUUAAUAUUUUUAAAAAAUGGUCAGGAAUUAAAAUAUUUUCAUUGUUCCUGUUUUUAGAUUUUUUUGGGAUCCUUGUAUAUUGUGUGAUUAUUCUGCAAGAUCUCAUAAAUGAGGAUUGGUUUAGAGCAGUGGUUCUCAAGUCCAGUUCCCUGCUCCAACACACCUGAUUCAAAUGAUCAGCUCGUUAGUAAGCCAUUACAGAGCUUGAUAACGAGCUGAUCAUUUGAAUCAGGUGUGUUGGAGCAGAAAAACAUCCAAAACAUGCAGGACAGUGGGCCUCGAGGUUUGGACUUGAGAACCACUGGUUUCGAGCCCUCUUUAAACACCUUUAACAUGUAUAAUAGUAUAUAACUGACUGACAUUUCCUCUCAGUUUACAUUGUGCAGAUAAUAGGGAUGAAAACUAUUUAAAAACACUCCCAAACAUGACUUCACCUCAAGCAUAAAUAGAAAGGUAGGCACAGAAGGACUCAUUGCUACUGCAGGGUUAACCACUAGAGGGCAUUGUCUUCCAGCAGAGCAGCCCAGCCCAUCUGAGAGAGAAAGACAGUUUAUUCUGAAUAUUCUGGUGUAUCUGGAGGUGAGCAGGGAAGGAUUUGAGAGUCUGACAGACGGAUCAGGGAAGCAAUUCUCAUAUUGGGUUUUAAAUCUCACACAGACGCACAAAUCAACACACAGACAGUGAAAUCUCAGAGUUGCUCUCCACGUGUUUGGAAUAGUUGAAGUUUUACUCUCUGAAAUAAAGACAAAUAACCCGCACAUUCAUGAUGCAACCCACCAUACAGUCCUGAGAGUAAAAGUAGAGGAAUCUAUCUAUUAAUGGAGCUGCUGUUUUGUCUCAAUGUGGGAAAUCUUUUCAUUGUGUGCUUAUUGGAUUCUGCAGAGCUGCGACAAAUUAAGGAGUGAAUGAGAGUCAUUGUAGUGGGUGAGGAACAAUGACGUGGAUCCCCUCUGGAAAGGUUUAUUUAUUCCAACGCUCCCCCAUCAGUCACAGUGAAUGAUAAUCACGUGCGUGUCUGAUCAGUAUUCAGCGCGAGUCUGAGGACUGAGAUUGACUGAGGCGGGUGUUUAAUGUUUCAGGGAGACAACAGGUGGGAAUCAAUAACACAGCAGGUAAUUAAGCAAAACAGAGGAGCCGCACAGCCCCAAACUCAAUGUAGAAAAGAGAAUUUUCAGGCAAUAUUCAGGAACUUUUAUCAUCAUGUUGAACCCUUUUCACUCUGCAAAUUCGAGUUAAAAACUGAAAUCGGAGUGUUUAAAGGGGUCAGGUCAGGCAAAGUCUGAAAGGAAGAGACAUUUGCACGCUGAAGACGCCGGUGCCUACGCAGAGGAAAUGUUGAUUUGAAGGUCUAGCUUUUCAGAAAUCUGAAAAUAUCACAGCCUCUGAAUGUCUGUAAUCUAUUUGGAUACACCCAUCGGCUGCUCGUGCACAGGAUGUUCAGCUCGGUGAACAACAUGCAGGGUAACUCUGCACUGAAAAGCAAAAAAAGCAGGAGGACAACAAUUUGGAUUCAAUUGCAGUGACGUUGAGCAUGUUCAAAACUUGGUGACAAGACAACGUGUACUGACACCUGAGACGUGCUGCUACCUUUGCAGUGUGGAAGAACACCUUUGCAAAGUUUACAGGCGUACUAUAUUGACCCAAAUAUAAGACGACCCAGAUUAUGAGACAGGUAAUCUGCUUCCUUAAACAAAUGUUGAAAAACCAAACUUAUUUUUAUGAGGCAGCAGUAGGGCUGCACGAUUAAUCGAUUUUAAAUCGUAAUUGGAUUUUUUGAUUAUGACAAUGUUAAAAAAAAUUGUAAUCGGCAAAUUGAUUUUCCUCUCUAUCAUGUCUCGUGCCUUUGGGCCACCGUAGGCUCCCUGCGGGAGCACUCUCCAGUUCCCACACACUCCGGUGUAAACAAAAAUGGCGUUUGCAAAAGAAGGCAAUAAUUUUGUGGCAAGUCAGUCGUGUGGAAUUGGUAAGGCAUCGCAGUUUCAGAUGAAGAGCUAACCACUCCCCGCUGCAAAGUCUGUUUAAACGCAGUAUCAACCCAUCCACACAGUAACAAAUUCAGGAGUAAACGCAUAUGAUUUUUGUUCUAUUGCUUUUUAUACACAUGCUCUGUACUCUUCUUCCAUCUUUUGUGCACUUCCUGGGCAGCGUUACAGCACCACUUACUGGCUUGGCAUAUUCACUACAUCAUUUUGAGUGGUUUAGUUUUAAGAAAUGAUAGAAAAACUUAUUAUUUAAGUAAAGUUUGAUGAAGUUGUCACUGAAUGAAAAACUGAAAUCAAAAAUCAAGUUUUCAGAGAAAGAAAUUGCAUUUUAUUUUUGGCCAUAAUCCCGCUGCCCUAGACAGCAGGCUUAAUUGAGAUAAUUAACCGAACUGAAGUAAUUUUUACCAUCUCUUAAAUGAAAUCAUAAUUAGAGUGAAAUCAAAUGACAGUGACAGCAUUAAAUGAUUUAGAAAGUGAUCACCUGUGGAAAUGAAGCACUCAUGUAUUGUUGCACAGAGAACCACUGACUCUAGAAUAAGAUGAGUUCAGUGAAGAUAAAAAAAAAAAUCAUUUCUUGCAAGCAACAGUCAGAUUUGAUAGGAUGGAUCCUUUUUUGAGAGAUCCCUGACCUCCUGCGUUUUUACGUGGAAUGACAAAGCCUCCCUCAGCUUCAUGUGCAGACAUGAAAGCCAAGUCAGGAUCAACAGCAGCAAAGACAGGCCAAAAUUUUAAACAGAUUUAUUGGACAACUGACAUUCGCCUUCACCAGCUUGGUCAACCAGGAGAGUUCCCAAAUACUAUGGCCCGACCGAUAUGUUUUUUUGGGGGCUGAUGCCGAUACAGAUUAUUAGGGGGGAAAAAAUUCGGACCAGAAAAGCGUUUUCAACUACCCAUCACCCGUCAGAUCCAUCACUCUGCUGUGCUGUGAGGUAGUUAGUGGAUGAAGAAUGUCAUGAGGUCGCUGCGCCAUCUACAGGAUAAGUCGGGGAACUUUUCAAAUGGCGGAACAUUUUCAAAGUGAAACUGAAUCUUAUUCUCUGCAUUUUAUUUCAGAAAAUAUCUGCGGAAAUGGGCGAGUUUUGGACGAUUACCGAUUGCUUAGAGCUGCAGAACCACAUGCAGAUUCCAUUUUAAUAUCCCCACUGUUCUCUGACAGGUGCAGAAAUUUAGUAAAGGGGCAUGAACAUUUUGCUGAAAACAAAGAAAUUUGGUUGAUAUAUCUGAUAAAAAUGGACUUGUGGAAAAAUCGCCCAUUAAAUUCUGAUGAUUUAGUCGUCUGAUUUUGGUCGAACCUUCCUGCUUUGGUGCGAAGUGUCUUCCUCCAGUCGUCCUUAAAGGUCAGCAGUGUGCCAGCUGACUCCCCCUGCAUCCAUCUUCUUUAUAUCCUGCUACAAAAAGCCACGGAUUUGAAUUAGUGGAAGGAAUGUGACCUUCUCCCAGCAUUCAUCGGGGCUGACUUUGAAGUGUUAGAGUCCUGGCAGAGAGAGAGGGAGACGAGUCCAGGGAGGGAGGGGGGGCUACUGUACUGUACGACCCCCCCCGCCCCCUUCCAGACAAAGAGCUCUCUUCAUCUCCACUAUUGUAUUCAUCAUAGGGUCUGGACCAAGAGUGGAGCAGCUGCUUCUUAAAAGUUCGAUCAUCCUCCUCCUGGGUGAAGUUGGGAAAACAUUCAGGGAGGGGUCAGCGCCCCCUGAAGGGAGGAAGAGGAGAGAGAAGGGGAGGAAAAGAACCAGUCUUCUCUUCAUAAUCCUUCCUCCAGGGCCAGAUUUCUGCCUCUAAUGGAAACCAAUCCUCCUGUAUAUGAGCUGAAAAUCUGCCUCCUGUAUUUAUUUUUACCCUCUAACAAGAUAUCCAGCUGCAGCCGGUCCACUCCUCUCUGCCUCCGGGUCACUUUUAUGCUGAUUAAUGAAAGAAGUUGCAUCAAAACGUAUUUUAAACCCCACUUUGGUAUUUUUAAUCAAAGCGUGUCAGUUCCCGAGCUCGAUUUUCUGCACUGACGCUGUGAAAAUGAAGCUGACCUCCUUCCCUCUGGCUCCCCGGUCAGUCCUCGUCCACCGCGGCUCAGCGGAGUGACAGGCUGAUGAUUAAAGAUGGAGAUCCUAAAGGAGAGACUCAGUCCUAUUACAGCAGCCUGUCACCUAGACGUCCAGGAAUCUUGGAGCUGGAGGAGUUCAGAAUUAGAUCACACAGUUUCACUGUGGGACGCCUUCCUCUGAAAUCUGUGAGAACUUUUAAAUUAAUCUCCCCAAAGACAGAAAACGGGAACACAUGUUGAAACCUGUGAGCUGCUUCAAGAGGCUGCAGUGGUCAAAAAGAAAACUCUAUUUAAAAGAAAAAAUGACCCAUAGAUCAUUAAAACACUCUUUGAGUGUGUUUGGAUGGAACACAAACACUUCCUCCCCCAUAAAUGCUUUCUGGAUGACUUUUUCUGCUGCCUCGACCAGUGUCCAGUUUAGGGACCUUCAGGCAUAGAUCAGUACUAAGAUUGGCCUGAUAGACCCAAACCACCAGAAUUCUGUAACAGCUAUGAAAUACCUAUGAGUGUUUCUACACUGGGUUUCAGUUUCGCUGUAUCUGCAUCUCCUGGGUCUCUAUAUCUCUGUGUUUGUCAUAUCAGAGUCUCAGUUUUACAGUACUUUUGUCUUUCAGAUUCUGCAUCCGUCUCCGCCUCAGUUUCAUUAUUUCUAUUCUAUAUAAAUCUCAGUUUUAUUGUAGCUGUUCUCUUUUGAAUCUUAAUUGAACUGUUUCUGGCCAUACUCCCCUCUUAGUUUCAUUGUUUUUCCUCCUCUCAGUCCCACUUUACUGUAUCAGCCUCAGUUUCUCUUGUCGUCUUCUACUGACCUCAGUGUUACCAGUUCACUAUUACAGAGUUUCAGUUUUUGCUGUAUCUGUGUCCACCGAGUCCUAUGGUGUGUCCCAAAUCGCAUACUUCUAUACUAAAUACUUCAAUUUUUCAAAUUGAGUAUUCUAAGCAUACUAUGUACUCAAUGGCCUAGUGCUUGAGUUUCUAGGGCGCACUCACUGGAAAUGACGACGUGAUUUCUUCUUCUACGCCAAUUUGUCACCGGCUAGCACUGCAUCAGCUAAUUACCGCCACCUUUUGCCUGAGCUCGUUCAUCCACUAUUGAGGUAAAAUCAGCAACAGAAUUAACGUUCAUCGCUCAUUUUAAUGCCACGGGUAACGCUUCAGAACCUGGCGGCUACAGGCUAACUAGCUAACGAGCUAACUAGCAUUUGCAAUAACAUUCGCGGUAAAAGACAAACAGGUUACCCAGGUUACACCACAAAUAUACUCAAAACGAUAAACGCUGGUGGUGCUUGAUGGAAAGAACAUGUGUAAAAGGCAAUUUAUUACUUACAUCUAUACAAAGGUCCGAGGUUGACCGUCGCCGACCCUCUGGCACCACAGCCGUCUGCAGCCCUUCUUAGUGAUGAAAUGAGUGCGGCGAGUGUCCACAGUUGGAUACUUAAAAUCUUGACAGAUUUGAUCACGUCAUCCGGGUACUUUUGCCUGCUCAAUUUUCGCAUCCAUUUGACGUUGAGUAUACUCAAAAUUUGAAGUAUUUAGUACUGGAAGUAUGCGAUUUGGGACACAUCACCAGUUUUACUGUUCCUGCCUCAUUUGAUACCCAGUUUUAUUGUAUGUAUCCUGAAUGAGUCUCUGCUUUAAUGGGUAUUUCCUAACUGAGUCUCAGUUUCUUUUUUCUUUUUUUGUUUCAUCUAAGUCUUAGCUUUAUUAUGUGUCUUACCCAAGUCAUAGUGCCACUGUGUCUGUCUUAUCUUGGGAUCACCUUUACGGUUUCAUUUUCUGAGUCUCAGUUUUACUUGUAUCCAUCUAAUCUGAAUCUUCCUUCAACUAUAUCUGUCUGUCCUGAGUCUUAUGCCGCGUUCCAUUUACCUCGGAAGUUGGAUGUUGGAGUUGGGAGUGAUGUUACACAUGAGUUGGUGGCGUUCCAGUAAACAAGUCAGAAAACCAAAAUGGACGCCUAACUAUUAGCUGUUGUUUGCUGUGGCUAGCAAUUGUCAGCGGUCGUUAGCCGUUGUUAGUUGUUGUCAGCUCUACCAGUUGUAAACAAUGCAUAACACAGUAUUUUACUCUUACAAACACCAUAGCAGUAUUGUUUCCGCUGAUGAAAAUAUUUCGUCAACGCCCCUUGUUUUCCACGACAAAGACGUGAUGUUGACGAGCUAAACAUAGGUCUUAGAUGACUAGAAUGUGACGAGACAAAUGUGCGUUUAUGUUGACAAGACUAGACGAAAACAUAAGUGGUGGACGACGAACAGAGUUGCAAAAUUCUUGACCAUUUCGUCAGUCAAACACUAAACAUGUAUUCUGCAGUGUUGUUUUCUUUGACGAUGACGUUGCCGAAAUAUUUUCGUUAACGUCAUCGUCAACAAAAACAACACUGCACCAUAGCACUGUGUUCAACAUAUACCACUUAUUUAAUGUCACAAAAACAAAACAGAUGUGCUUAUUAUAAUAAUACAUUACCAGAGCUUUCACUGUUACUCUUAACUGUUGAUGCACUGCGCUGCCAUCUUGUCAAGUCAGGGUUGGUGAGGAUCGUAUGUUCUUCCAAGUCGGAAAUCCAACUUCAGGGACAUUCAAGAUAAAUUUCCGACUGGGAACUCGGAAAGUCCAACCUCCAAGUACAAAUGGAACGCAGCAUUAUUUUUUUAUUAUCGAACAAGUCACACUCAAGUCAACUGGAAUCUGUUGAACUGCAGAGUUAUGGAUCAAAAUGAAGAGAUUACACUCUGAUUUAUGCCAGUAAACAGGUUUAAAAGCUGCUGACCUAGUUAAAUGAGGAUCCUGAUUUCAAGGACUCAAAAGAAAGGCUUAAGGACUAUCACUUUUGAUCCAAGUCUAAUCCAAUGAAAAUGCGUUAUAGCAGCUGUUUGCUAAUCGUCUUGGAGGUUGGAUGUGACCCUUAAAAACCUGCAUCAUGAUGAAGUUAUCCACUUCUCUUCAUCUGCAAGUCACUGUUAUAUAAAAACCCAAGCUGUAGCGGCACUCAAAAACAGCCGCUUUACUGUUUAUUUUCCAUAUUGUUUUUGUUAGGGGAUUGAUUUUCUACCACUGAAUCAUAAAUUCAUGUCAGGAAACCGUCCCCCUCUCGUCAUCCUCCUCCCUCCAGUCUCAGUGACCCACAUUUUCCACCGAUGACAGCAGUCUGUGGUGCUCAGCCAGCUCCCAGACGCCCCGUCCCACCGUCUCCUGCCUCUGGAGCUUUUCAGCGGGCAGGCCGAGCAGCGUGUGACAAACCGGUGCGAUUAUUCGCCUGUCUGCUCGGUGCGUAAUGCGUUUAGAGGCUGGGCCCAUUAUGUAAUUUGUGGGUAAUGACUUGUCCAGGCCGGAGCAGAGAGGGGAGAACAGGGGGACUGGGGAAGCAUUCAGCAGCUGCAGCAGACGGCCUGUGGGUGGUAGGAACGCUAAGAGUGGUACAACAAAGGCUGCUCUGUCUGCAGCACACACACACACACCUACACACACACACCUACACACACAUUCUUCUGCUCAAAGGGUUCCAGGUGAAUGUGUGUAGGCUCUUACCUGCCCCUUGCAUCAUGCUGUUCCUGAAGACUGAGUGCACACAAUGAGAGACAGGCCAGAGAUGACGUCCCUCUCUCUCUCUCCGCAGGUAUCCGCCGUUCUUUGAUGACAAUCCUUUCGGGAUCUACCAGAAGAUCCUGGCCGGAAGACUGGAAUUCCCACGCCAUCUGGAUUUCUAUGUCAAGUAAGCUGCAGACGCCAGGCCACGCUCAUAUUACACAAGACAGAAAUCUCUGCAGCAAACAGUAAUCCUAAACGUCUUUGCAUGAACAGAGGGGGCCGGUUUUUACAAACCUGACACCUAAUUUUCCUAAAUGACUUCAAUAAAGGAGGAAAAUUGAUCCUCACUCACCACAGAGACAGAGUUUCCCCCUGAAGUAGAAAACACAGCAUCUUUGGAUUGUGGUAAAAUUGUUUUAUGGCUGGAGUUCUGUAAUUAUCAUAAAAAAACUGCAUAAUUCAUAACAAAUCGUCCUACCUCAUUGCCAGUGAAUCCUCAGAAACGGCAUCCAAGGAGGAAAUCUCAAGAGAGAAAGGAAAUAGAUGUCGUCUGUAGGAUAUGGAAAAUCACGGUGACAAAAUAAGUUUGAGUGCAAACAUCAUAACAGAAAGCAGAUGUCCAAACAUAAUGUCUUUCACAGCCUCUUUUCAGCCCACAAGAAAACAGAGUCUUUGCUGUUACAUGUUAAACACACGCUGAAAAAUAACCAGUUUCAAAGCACAAAAAGUUCCAACUGAAGGAGAACUUAAAACCGGAGUCCUGUUUCAUAUUUGAGUCUUGUUUUAUUGAAGCCCAAAAACCCCUUAAGAAUAAAGGGGUGAUGAAAACUGGAUUUGAGAUGGGAUGAGGUUCACCACUCUGUGAGAGACCGCGUGAUCAUUAGAAGAUUGAUAACAUCAUGACACCAAAAAUCAGACAAAGGAGACCCUGAACUGUUGAGCAACUAAUAUCCUCUAUCAGGCAAGAAUGGGACAACAUGUCACUUUCCAAGCUCCAGAAACUGGUCUGCUGGGUUCACUAUCGACUACUAAGAGUUGGUAAAAGAAGAGCUGACGGCACACAACGACAAAUGCACAGAAGAGGAUUAGGGACUUUAAUCUCAGAAUUCUGACUUAAAACUCAGAGCUCUGAUUAAAAUCUCACAACGAUUCUGAUUUUAACUUCAGAAGUCUGACUUAAAUCACAAAAUUGUGACUUUAAACUAAGAGUUCUGACUUUAAUCUUAUAAGAAUUCUGAUUUUAACCUCAGAAUUCUGACUCAAAUCUCAACAUUCUAACUUUAAACUAAGAGCUCUGACUUUGAUCUCAGGAGAAUUCUGAUUUUAAUCUCAGAAUUCCGACUUAAAUCGCAAAAUUCUGACUUUAAUCUAAGAGCUCUGACUUUAAUCUCAUAAGAAUUCUCAAUUUAACCUCAGAAUUCUGACUUAAAUCACAAAAUUCUGACUUUUAUUUCAGAGCUCUGACUUUAAUCUCAUAAGAAUUCAGAUUUUAAUCUCAGAAUCCUGACUUAAUUCACAAAAUUUUGACUUUAAUCUCAGAGCUCUGACUUCAAUCUCAUAAAAAUUCUGAUUUCAAUCUAAGAAUUCUGACUCAAAUCGCAAAAUUUUGACUUUAAUCUCAGAGCUCUGACUUCAAUCUCAUAAAAAUUCUGAUUUUAAUCUAAGAAUUCUGACUCAAAUCGCAAAAUUCUGACUUUAAACUCUUUUUUCUGAUUCUGAUUUCAAUCUAAGAAUUCUGACUUAAAUCACAAAAUUCUGCUUUUAAUCUCAGAGCUCUGACUUUAAUCUCAUAAGAAUUUUGAUUUUAACCUCAGAAUUCUGACUAUAAUCUCUGAAGAAUUGUUAUUUUAAACUCAGUAUUAACUCAGACUUUAAUCUCAGAAAACUCAGAAUUAUGACUAUAAUUUCAAAUUUCUGACUUUGAACUUGGAAUAAUAAUAGAAAUAUAUAUGUAUUGGAACUUUUUUCCCUCCAGUGGCUCUAAUCCUUUUCUGGAUUACAAAUAUGACCCUAUAACUGCUUUUUAGAAACUUGUCUCUGACUUCAGACUCAAAAUAAGCUUAUAACACUUCUCAGUUUCAACAUCUGGAAUGUUGUCUUUGCACAGACUUUUUGGAUGAUUUGCAAACCUUGAAAUUUAGUUUUUACCAACAAUGGAAUAGAGUUUGCCGUUAUUUUCCAGGAUUAGGAAACUUUCAGGAGUAGCUGUUACGCUAUUGGAGGUUUUAAAGCCCUCUCCAUCCUGCCAGGAGUAAAAUCUAAUGUGGAAAAAUUUACAUCAUAGGAUUGUGAUUUACCGACUUCGAACUUGAAAUAUCUUCAGUGGAUAAACUCUUGAGAUCUGCCUGAACAAAAGAGAAAUUCUCUGUUAGACUUGUCCUUUUCCACUUUUCAAAACACUGACAGCCUGCAGGUGGAGGUGUUCAUAUGCUGUGGGUCAGUUGGGAAAUUACAGCCUCCUUUAAAGGGUCACUGACACACUCCGCCCGCUCUCCUCUACCAUUAAAGCAUCUAUUUAAGGUGGUACUUCAAACAGGUGAGGGGGCUGUAUUGUCCGUGGAUGGGGGUCCGUAAGUGCUGUAGCGUCUCUUUAAAACAGGGACAACGAGCCCCCUGCGGUUAAAGACGGGCUUCAGCUGGACCUACAGCCUCUAAUGACACACCCAGCUGAUUUGGACCGCUCAUGGCGGCCAUUAGAGCAGCUGGAGGCGCAGGAAUGUGCGAGAUUACAGGCUGACCUGGGUGUGUGUGCUCAAUCAGGUCUGACACAGCGGCCCUGACGAGGCUAAAACACUCUGCUUCCCCUGAUACUUCAGACAACACACAACCUCACACUGUUAAGCCAUCUAUCUCGGAGCCGGCAGACAGAAGGGUUUUUAAUAUUUGGACCGUUUAUAUCAGCUUCACACACUCAUAAAUCAGGAUGUGAGAGGGAUUAAGAGGACUGCAGGCAGGCAGAGUGGAGCUCCAUCCCAGUAUGACCCCGGCAUUAACAGUCUUGUGGAGCAAUGGUUGUAAAAUUAGUGAAAGACUUCUUAUAGACAUGUUAACAUCCUCUUGACCUGACCUUACGCACCCUACAUGACCUCAGUGUCCUCCUUUAUGAGGUGGGAAUCCAGAGGUGUGUGAAGUCCUCUUUAAGUUUACUUUUGUAACCAGAAACACACGUUUUUUUUGUUUUGUUUUUUUAAACUAGAAACAGCUUUAAAGUGUUUUUUUUUUUUUUUUUUUUUAUAUACCAGAAAUUGCACUGAUUUUUUUUAAACCACAAACAGCUUUUAAAGCUUUUUAUUAUUUUUUCAUUUUUUUAACCAAAAACAGCUUUUAAAGUUUUUUAUUUUUUUAACCAUAAACAGCUUUUAAAGUUUUUUAUUUUUUGUUUUUUUAACCUGAGACAGCUUUUAAAGUUUUUAUUUUUUAAUUUAUCUUUUUAACCAGAAACAGCUUUUAAAGUUUUUAUUUUUUAAUUUAUCUUUUUAACCAGAAACAGCUUUUAAAGUUUCUCUUUUUUUUCUUUUUUUAACCAGAAACAGCUUUAAAGUUUUUUAUAUUUUCAUUUUUUUAGCCAGAAACAGCUUUUAAAGUUUCUUUUUUUUUCUUUUUUUUAACCAGAAACAGCUCUAAAGUUUUUUAUAUUUUCAUUUUUUAGCCAGAAACAGCUUUUAAAGUUUCUUUUUUUCUUUUUUUUAAACUAGAAACAGCUUUAAAGUUUUUUUUAAAAUUAUUUUUUCAGCCAGAAACACUAUUAAAGUUCCUUUUUUUUUUAACCAGAAACAGCUUUCUAGUCUAUUUUUUCCUGAAACCAGAAACAGCUUUUAAGUUUCUUUUAUAGAACCAGAAACAGCUUUAAAGUUUCUUUUUUUUUUUUUCUUUUUUUUUUUUAACCAGAAACUGCUUGUAAGUUUCUCUUUACAAAGACUUAAGACUCCACUAAUAAAAAAAUGACCUAUAGGUCCAAAAAUACUGGAGUUAAUGGUCUACCACUAGAGAUGUUCUGAUACCAAUUUUUCCCUCCCGAUGCCAAUUCCAAUAUUUGUGCUUUGGGUAUCAGCCAAUUCCAAGCACCAAUUCAAUUCGAGUAUGUUAUUAAAAAGAUAUAUCAUACCUGGCCUGCAUGACUGUGAUAUGAUUAUAAUUGUGGUAAGGUCUGGCUCAGGUUAAGACCACAAAUAAAUACAGAAAAUUUAAGCCAUUUAUUUUCUAAAUUGAACAUCUGAAUUGAACAAAAUCAAGAACAUUUAGCAGCAAAUUUUGGAUUAUGUUUCAGGAAUUACAGCUUGCUGCAGGCGCAAUAAACCUACUGGGACAAUUCUCAAAGUUUUUUGUACUAUUGGUCAUUGAGACACUGAAACGUGUGCAAAACUUGGUCUCAGAUUAAAAAAGAAAUCUCUUAGUUAUCCUUUUAAAUAAAUGCAAAUGUUUAAAAAAAAGAUGCAGGAUUCAAACUCUGAAAUCAAAAGUUGCCUUUUUCUUGAUUUUGUCGACCUUUUUUACUGUCUCCACCUUCUUUUCCGACAAUUUCUUCUUCCUGAAAUGUUAAAAAUGGCAAAAUCACAAAUAUGCUCCCCUCAGGAGCUGAUCCAGAUAUUUCCAAAUGACAUAUUGCAGCACCGGCCUCUCUUGAAGCAGAGGAAGGAUUUAGACAAAAAUGGAAAAAAAUUGCUGACUUGCCAACAUCCAGCUGCUGUAUUUACGAGCCUGUCCGACAGGCUCGUUGGCUGUGAAAUAGUCUAUCUUCAUACCAAAAAAAAAAAAAAAUUGUGAUUGUCAGCAGCUAUCAUUUUUUAAGACCCAUCUGAAUCAUCCUCAUCCUCCCUCUGUGCAUCCUCACAUCACAUGCAUGAGUUUAACGUCUCAGGAAGUUCCUCCCUGCUUUUAAAGUGAUACAGCUCUCUUAAAGGGUGUCAGAAAACUCUUUAGUGAAGAUGCAUUUGUCUUCCUGACAGCCUUGGAUGCUCUGUUUCUCUUUCUCCCCAGAGACCUCAUCAAGAAGUUUCUGGUCAUUGACAGAGCCAGGCGACUGGGCAACAUGAAGGUGAGUUGGUUAGACUCCCCGUCUCCCUGCACACAUGGCACCUCACCAUAUUUCAUACCUUCAGUAGGUAGUUUGACGUCAACCGUCUGAGGAAAGAGAGCUCCACAUGGAUCCAAUUAGUCGUAAAUGAGGAGAGUUUAACAGGAGCUUGUUGUUUUGGAGCAGGACGGAUGCCUGUCUGUGCUUCAGUCUGUAAUAAGUCUGACUCGUAAACUAAAUAUUAUUAGUCCCUAACAAAAGCAGCGCAAUUCACAAUUAUUUUUAUAGUCAGAGCUCAACUAUUUCAAGCUUUGACUGAUCUCCAAGGCCGAGUUUAAAAUCUUGAAUGUGUGCAGUCACUCCCAAACCUGAUACCUAAAGAUGUUUUUCUGCCUUGAUUGAUUCAAAAAUAACAAUUUGUAGCCCCGAAGCCCUUUGUUUGCUUUGAUAGGAUCUAAAAACAAGCUUAAAGGAAUAUUCCAGCGUAAAUAAACACACGGUAACCUAAGUUAGACACCUCCUUGAGAGAUGAAUGUUGCAGACUGCUUGCUUCUCUAGUUAUACCAACUUUAGUAACGACCGCACGAUAGCAAUACACAGCAGUCUAAGUCUUCACACGCAAACCUCAACCAAAAAGCCACUCUAUAGCCACAAAUAAAGCUCAGAACAACUUCAUCAACAGUACAUAUAGGGUUCCAGCCGCAAUACUAGCCACCAAACAUCUUUUUAGCUUUGUCUGAUUUCUUUAGCAAAGAGACCAAACACAACUCACCUACUCUCCUCCAGCAGCCAUUUGUUUGUGGGGGGAGACCCGACGAGUUGAUCACCGAGUGCAGCGGAGUUUCGCAGCUCAAGGAAGAACAUUUAUGAUCCUUACUUCAUGGAAAUGCAAUCAGACUGAGACGCUAGUGCAGAAGAGAGACCGUGUCUGCAGUGCAAAAUGAUUAUUACGAUGAUAAUUAAUUAAUAAUUACUAUAAUUACUGGAAAUGAUCCGCUGCACUCGGUAAUCGAUUUGUCAGGGCUCCGCUACAAACAAGUGGUAUUGCAAUCGUGUGGAUGUUUCUAAAGUUGGUAUAACUAGAGAAACAAGCAGUCAGCAACAUUCGUCUCUUGAGAGGGUGUCUAACUCCGUGUUACUGUUUGUUUGACCAUAACUUAGAUUUACGCCGGAAUAUCCCUUUAAGUUUAAGUAUUGUACUAAAUCAGUGGUUCUCAAGUCCAGUCCUGGAGGCCCACUGUCCUGCAUGUUUUGGAUGUUUCUCUGCUCCAACACACCUGAUUCAAAUGAUCAGCUCGUUAUCAAGCUCUGUAAUGUCUUACUAACGAGCUGAUCAUUUGAAUCAGGUGUACCACUGUACUAAACAAUAUGAGCACGAAACCAGAGGAAAGGUUGGCUCUGGUUUCAUAGUGGCUCAGAAGGAUUUAAAGGUCACUUUUCAAUGGUUCCUGCAUGUAGAUUUUUAUUCAGACUGAAGGACUGAAAGUGAAAGGGGACUGGAAGAGACUCUCAAUUGAACAAACACUUCUCUAAUCCCUCUGAAUAACUCCACAUAAUCCAGACAACAUCAUAUUGAUUUGUUUCUGCCAGUAAUUCUCUGCGGUCACAUCAUUCAUUAGCACAACGCUGGGAGUCUUUAAGGGGCCCGACUGCACCCAUAUUAUACUGAUGGUUAUUUAAUUAUAAUGAAAUGAUUUACUGGAACAUACUUUGGGGUUUUUGUAACACCGCUCACUUUGUAGCAUGAACAUUAGUGUCUGCACAUUUGUCUCUAUUAGACGCUUCUCACUAAAUUAUACCGCAUGACUUUAUCCUGUAACUAUUAGUCCAUAAUCUGAUCAAGAGUUAACUGAUUUAUAGUAAACAAAUGGAUUUGUGUGCAUGUUUGAUAUGCUUUGGUCCUUGUUGUUGUUCACUAUCAAAAAUUACACAUCAGUUUUCCAAAGAAGUGUUCCCCUUUUUGUACGUUUCAGAACGGAGCGGACGAUGUGAAGAAGCAUCGGUGGUUCAAGACGAUCGACUGGGACGCCGUUCCUUUGAGGAAACUGAAAGUGAGAACUUUUCACAAAAGUCUUUAAUUUAUUUUGUUUUCUGUCGAUUAGAAAGGGAGGUAAAUUAGAGCAAAAGAGGACAAUCACAACUUAAUCUAGUCAUGACAGGUUAUGGGGAUCUCAUUCACUGGAUCGUGUAAAGUAGGCGUAUCGAUAAAUCUCGAAAAGAAGAAUGUGUUUACAAAAAUUAAAACUAUAGGAUGAAAAUCUCUGAAGAUAAAACUGAAGAGGCUGAUGCAUCUGUCUCCCUCCGCCUGUCUGGUGUUUGGUCGCAGAGGCAGCAAGUUUAACAGGUUGACCCAGACAUCACUCUCCCAGGCCACAUCUCCCUGCUCCUCUUGGGGGAUACUGAGGCCUUUCAAGGUCUAAUGGGUUAUAUAAUCCUACCUCAGAGGACUGGGUCUGUCCAGGCUGGGAGGAGGCAUCCUAAUUAAAUACCUGAACCACCACAGCUGACAGCAGCCCUCCUCCAAGCUCUGAAUAGAAGAGCUCCUGCCUCUCUCAAACACUUGAUUUUGGCCUCUUGUGUCUGUGAUCUCAGUGUUUUGGUCAUUGCUCAAAGCUCGUGACCACUACUAAUGGUUGGAAACAAAGAUCCUCCUGACAAGCUCACAAUCCUGAGUUUUGAUUUGAUUAGAAUAAUAAAAAAGUUUCUCUUUACAAAGACUUAGGACUCCACUAGUAAAAAAAAAAAGAGUAACUAUAGGUCAAAAAACACUAGAGUUACUGGUCUACUACUAGAGAUGUUCUGAUACCAAUUUUUCCCUUCUGAUACCAAUUCUGCUACUUGUGCUUUGGGUAUCGGCCAAUUCCAAGCAAUUCCAGAAUUUCCUCACCCACGUGACAUUCAAACUCGUACCUCUUGUCUCUGCAGCCUCCCAUCCUUCCCAAAGUGUCCCAUGAGGGCGACACCUCCAACUUUGACGUCUACCCGGACGAGGACUGGAAGAAAGACCCUCCUGUGCCUCAGAAGGACUUAGAGAUCUUCAAGAACUUCUGAUCACUCAGCCUCUUUUAUUUAUUAUCAGAAUAAUAAUCAGCAUAUUGACGAGUUACAGGUACCAUCAUGGAGAGAAUCUGUAUUUAUCACAGUGACAGAAAGGGGGAUGGGGGUCACAUUUUAUCCGUUAUAACCCCGCCCCCUCUUCAAAGACAAACUCCAAAUGAUCGAUACUGUGACGUGUAUCACACCACAGGUUUGCUUUUUAUACUUUUAUUUAUGUGACUUGAGUCAAACUUUUUGCUGUUUUCGUUUUUAUCAUCCUCUGAGCCUGCUCACAUGCAAAAAAGAAAAAAGAAAAACAAGGACUGUUACUUUGUAGUUAAAGAAGAGGAAACAAUCAGGUCUUUUUUUGAUAUCUUCAUGUUGAAUAUUUUAUCGGUUUUUAAAAAAUGUUCAUGCGGUCAUAUUUAAUGUGACUCCAGACUGGUGCUCGAGCUCUCAGCUGGCCAGUGCUUCUAUGAAUAAUGUGCAGCUUUUAGACUCCUUAUAUCACGAGUCGGCUGCUUUAUGUGAAAAUGUGUGACCAGUAGCACUCGUAAAAAGGUGCCUUACAUCACCGUAUGAUGGGCAUAACGUCUCAUAAUUACAGGAAGUUCACUUGAAACGCCGCUCAGACAUCAGCGCUUCAUGCAAGACUAAUGGAAGCUCAAUGACGGGACUCUUCGUGGAUACAAAGAGCUGAAUGUCUUCUACUGUAAACUUUUCUUCCUCCAGCUCCAGGUGUAUUCACAGCCAGAGGACUUAUUAUCACGCAGUCCCAGCUGUUCUGCAAAUAUCUUCACAUGACUCUGUGCACACUCACAUCAUCAGCCAUUGUUGUCAUGCUUUUAAAGACAAGGCGAACAAGAGAAAGACCUCACAGAGACUCAGAUUUUGUCAGUCGAAUCCCCGCACUUUUGUUGUUUUUUUCAACAUUUAUGAGGUUUUAGCAGCAGCUGAGUCAUCUUUAUAAAUCACUUCCUCACCAAGAUAAACAUUUCCACUCAUUAAAACUGACAAAACCACCAGUAAACCAUUUUUUUUUUCGCAACAUACUCCACUUUUUAAAGCUCUUUAGUGGACUCAAGACUGUAGGAGGGGGCUGUGACCUGAGCUGCCUCUCACUUCUUAGUCAUUGCUGAACUCUUUUUGAAACUACAGUACCUAACAGAAAAGUCUAACCCCUUUGUCUUCUAAAACUGAGGAGUUCUGUGGAUUAAAACUUUUUAAACACUAACAGUUCAAGUAAUAAACUGUGUUAAAGAAAUUCUAAGAAGCAGUUUACUAACUUCCUAUUGUCCUUUGGCCACUAUAUCAGCAGGGGCUGCAAGCUGAGUAACCACUAACUGUUAGAUAAAGAUUCCCUUAGUGUGUCCGUCAAAGACCAAAAUUUCCUCUGAUAAAAGCAACUUCCCAUUGAAAUAGCUUUUGUAAUGCUCCCAAGCAGAAAAAAAGCAUAAAAGAGGCUGCGAGCUGAGCUGUAUACAGUAUUUAUCUUUAUUGGCCUCCCCAUAGAACAGGUAAAAACACUAUUUGAGCACAAGUUAAAGAAAAUCUUUGUUUUCCAAUGCUCUUUGGCUGACAGAAGCAUAGGCAGAGGCUGCUAGCUGAACUGCUGCUGCUUGUUUUCUUCACUGUACAUAAAGUUUUCAUCUUCACUGGCCUCUUCCUCCACUCAGAAACAGACUUGUCAGCAAAACUUGUAAAAUCUGCAAAAAAAAAAAAAAAAACAUUUUGAAGGGAAAAAAAAGUUUGUUUAAUCCACAGCUCUUUAGCAGAAACAUCACUUUUCUGAGAGGUUGCAAGCUGAGCUGUCGUCAGCCUCUUUACAGAAACUAAGGAGACUAUAUCUCUGACAAAGAUAGCUGGAUUGUGCACAAUGGUCUGUUCUUCUAUCAACCAGGGGACCCUAUACAUUUGUGUUUUAAUCAUGCUCUUUAGUCUAAGGAAAGGCUGAGAGCUGAGUUACCACUGGUUUAAUUGUUGUGAUUAUUUAUCAUUCAUGGUCACUUAAACUUGCAUCUGAAUUAUUCAAAAGUGUCAAAAACCAUUCACUCAUACUAUACUUCCUUAUGCUCUGUAAGCUGCAACCCAGUGGGGCUGCAAGCUGAGCUGCUGCUAGCUUAUACUUAGACUUUUCUCAGAAUUUAAUUGUCUGUGAAAGUCACCUGCUUCCCAAACAAGUGAACACAAAUAGAUGAAAUCACUGAGCUUCUAUAAUGUAAAUAUCUGGCUUUUGGGGGGGCUGCUAGCUGAGCUGCUCCUAGCUUAAACAAAGCUUUUUCUCAGAAUGAAUUAUCUGCAAAAUGAUUCUGCUUCCGUAUCAAGCAUUGGAUAAAAUCAGUUAUUCAUUACACUGUAAAUAUCAGACUUUUAGGGGGCUGCAAGCUGAGCUGCUCCUAGCUUAAACAAAGCUUUCUCUCAGAGCUCAAUUAUCUGCAAAAUGCUUCUGCUUCCGUAUCAAGCAUUGAGUGAAAUCAUUUAUUCAUCACACUGUAAAUAUCAGGCUUUUAGGGGGCUGCAAGCUGAGCUGCUGUUAUCUUAAAGGAGUCAAAUACUGGAUGUGGAAAAUUGAACCACUGCAUCUGAUUCGACUGACAAAAUCCCUCCCCGGUUUCAGCCAUAUUCAGUUAGUCCAGCUGCCACAGAGAGCUGAAAGUUGACCUGGUCAGUAUUCAUCAGUGUUCCAGCCACUGGUGCAGUUGAUGAUUUUUUGGUAUUUUGGGACAAUGAUGGCCUUCAAAAUAAACAUCAAAUGUUUUGUUUCACGCCAAUGAAAACUUAGUGACAUUGUGGUUUCUGUAAUCAUACCCGCCUCCAGGUUGUUCUUUUUUUUUUUACUGUUUCUUUGCACAAUCUUUCUGCGUCACGACCCUGACUUUGUGUAUUCUUCACACGGUGCUGAUGUUGGUCUGGACAGAAAGAUGAUUUUAUUUUCCACCCACAGUUUGAGGACUUGUUAUCAUCUGUUGCCUUUCCUUGUUUCCAUCCUUCAUGUUGUUUUGACACAGUGCUGAAAUCCUCCUGUUGUCUGCGGCAUCUCCUUACCUCUGUGUGUUGUUGCGUGACUCUUCAGGAGUAAACACUUGAAGCACCAGAGUGUGUUUGUGUGUUUUCUCUCAACAAACUUCAGCUCGGUUUGUGAAAUGUUUAGCUGGACCUGAACCUCAUUUUUCAGUGUUUUCAUCUGUCUGCUGCUAAACUCACCAACAUGCACCAAAAACAGGAAAUCCAGAUCUACUGUUUGUCUUACUUGGGCAUUUGUGUGCACCAAACCUCUCGGCGGUUCUGCUUAUGGAGGGCAAUGCGAACAAAACUGAUAAGUCAUAAAAAGUUAGCAGAGGGUGAAGGUUUUGGAAGAGGAAUCAAUAAAAUGUACUUGAGAGUGUGAUUGUUUUGGAGAUUUUAGAGCAGAGGAAUGAUAGCCGUGCAAUGACAAAAAAAGCAAAGUACUGAUGCACGAAUUCACUGACACAAUAUCUGCACCAGCUGUUAAGAGUUUGAAAUGUCGGCACGUCAGAUAUUUUCAAAAUCCAGAGCACUUGCAAUAAAAAAGUGGAGUAAAAUACUCAGCUGAGUUUAGAGAAACUUCAAACAAAAGGAAAAACGGCUCAGUUGCCGAAAUUUGCUGCACUGUGGUAUACAAAUCAAAACUGGUCACUUUAUCCCAGUAAACUUUGACUUUUUUCAAGUGACAUCAGCUGAGGAAAGGUAUCACAGCGAGAUUGUUCUAACAGGAAAAUAUGAUUCUGCUCAACAACCUGGGUCCUAGAAAUCGGUUCUAAUUAUUCUGUUACAUACUAAAGAUGCUAAAUGCUCUCCAGAAGCCUCCUCCACCGUUGCCAUGCUACAAAGUAGUGUCUCCCUGUUUUAAAUCACAUGAUGAGAUCUGUCUGAUUGUUUUGGACUUAAAAUCCGCCAUGGAACACAUAAUAAUUUUAACAAUAGUGAUAGAGCAAUGAUGUAUCAAGGGCCUGCUAGGCAACAGUCUGUAAACAUUGGAGGGAGAGAUUCACUCCCUUUUUAUAACAGUCAGAAUAAGCCUGAAGAUGAGGAUGUGUUCAGGAGUAAAUGAGCCAAAGUUAGCAUCACUUAAUCACGUAAGACGUCUAUUAAAAUAUGCCAAAUAAUUUCCUAAACACACAGUAAUGUGUCUCAGUGUGCGGAAAAAUAGAGAUCUUCUGAAACGGGCAACUAUAAGAGCAAACUUUGAGAUCAGUCGGUAGAAUUUGGAAGCACAUUUCUGCCAAUAAAAAAAAAAUAGAGACUUGGCCUUAUAACAAUAUAAAAAAAGCUUUAAAAUUAAAAGUCUAAAUUAUGUACAGAAAAAGAUUAGGGCCACGAGAAGAGAAAAAAAUAAUUACAGG